This is a messenger RNA of Podarcis lilfordi (Lilford's wall lizard), 70059 nucleotides long. The record is from the annotation of a GenBank genome assembly. NCBI's taxonomy places the organism in Eukaryota, Metazoa, Chordata, Lepidosauria, Squamata, Lacertidae.
AAAUCCUCCUCCACACGUCCCUCGCCUUUCCCAGCCUGAAGUGAGUCAACGGCCAGAGCGACCCGCGCCGGCGCCAGACGACCCCCCUGCCCACAGUUUGUGGGGUGGGGGUGGCCCAAUGGAGCGGGGGGGGGGAGGCGGGGACGUGCAAGUGAGGUGGAAGAGGAGGGGCAAAAGCGCCUUAGCUCCCCCCCCCCCAGGGAGACGCUCGUGGCAAAGUCAACGACCCGGAGCCCGCCGGGCCUCAUCAAACGCCUCAGCCCGACCCACAUACGUCAUGGAAACAAGCACGUCAGGCAACUCCGACCAAUAGCGGGAGGUCGGGGAGGCGGAGAAAGCGGCACGCACCGCCCCUUCAGGCGCCAGUGCCAAUCGGAGGCUCCGCCCUUUCUCUCCCCCGCUUGCCCCCCCUCACCAGUGAAGGCGCCGCGCCUUCAGACCCCCGCCUCUUCCUCCAACCCAAGCGAGACCCUGUCACGUGACGGGGACCGGGGAGAGAGUGUGAGUGAGUGUGUGAGUGAGGGGGGGUCGGGCCGGUUCGGAACCUGGUGGCUACCGUCGCUUUGGGGAGGAGGGCUCGCCUGAGGAGAAGCGGGCGAACGGACUAGUAAGUGGCCGACCCUCGCGGUGGAGAGCGAGCGAGCGAGCGUGCGGGCAGCGGAGAGGGAGAGCGAGCCGGGCCGCCUGUGGCUGGGAGGCGGCGAAGGCAGCGGCUCCCUCCGGCGCGGCAUAUGGCUCGGCGAAGGGAGCCGAGCGCUGCCCGCACGCCUGCCUGCCGCUGACUAGCGAGGGCGAGGCGCUGCUGCUGGGGAGCUACCGCGGAGGGCGGGGCAGGGCGCCCGGCUCCCUCCUCCUCCUCCCCCUCCCUCCUUCCUUCCCUCCCUCGCUCCGGCUGCUGCUGCUGCCGCCACCUCCUCUCUCCCUCCCUCCCUCUGUCCCUCCGUCCCCUCCCGGUCUCAGGCGGGCUUGGCUGGGGCUCGCGCGCUCUGGGGCGGGGUGGGGGGAUCCUGUGCAGCAGGCAGGCACUGGAGGUGGAGGCGGCGGCGGCGGCGGCGGCGCUGGCCGCGUGUGGGGCUUGGCGGCGGCGGCGGCGGACCCUGAGGUAAGGGGCGGAAGGGUGGGCAGCGUGCGGCCGGGCAGCCCGAAGAGAGGACGCGGCGAGGGCGUCGGACGGGGCACCUCCGGAGGCGCAGGUGGCGAGGCGCCGCGGAGCAGCGCAGGCCAGGCGGGCUGGAGGAUUAGCCUGCCGGAAGGAGGCGGCCGCGGGGUGGGGGUGAGGGGCAGGAGACCUGGGCCCUGCCCGCGCCCCUCCUUCCCACGGGGAGCCCACGCCGGCCGCCUCGAAGCCAGGCGCGGCAUGACCUUGAGGGCAGCCCGGGAGCAGCGCCUACGGCCGCCCGCCCGCCCGCCACCUUCUCGCUGGGCGAGGGAAAGCGAGGGAGCUCUCCCCUCAUGCCCCUCCGGUUGGUCAGCGUUCAUCUCCCCGUCCGCCGACGCGCGGCGGCGGCUGCUCUUUAGAAUGGGCCGCCCGGCGCCCGUUAGGUGAAGGUGCUUCUUGGUCUCCGGUUUGCUCUGCCGGGCUAAGUAGCCGGGAUUACGGCGCCGCCACUGCACGGCAUUAUCAUCCUCGGCAGCCUUGAGCUUCUAUUUACCCGCCCUGCGGGGCGCCCAGCCGCCCGGCCAGCCUCUCUCCUCUUGGGGAAGGGAGUCGGGAGCCGGAGGCUGGCGGCCGAGGGUCCUCCUGCUCCUACCUGCUAAGCCUGACUCCUUGCUUUCAAGUCAGGGGUUGUGGUUGGGAAUAGAGCGGAAUGUCAGGCUUCUCUCUCUCCCCCUCUCUGUGUGGUUUAUCACGACGUUAAAGUGAUUUACUAAUGGCUUAGUUGCAUGUGUCGCUUAUGAACAUUUUGGAAGCGCCCUCGAAUGCCGCGUGGGCCGGCGAGGCUGACCAAAGCAGCCUCCCCGGGGCAAGCGUCUGUAUGUGAGGAAGGUGGCGUUAGGAUUUAUCCCAUUUCAUCGAAAGUUUUCAUGACCCUGUCAUCUCCGCCAAGUGGUAUGCCUAAGCUUUGGAUGUGACCACCACGUGAGUUCAUGAAGAUGCCUUCACGGUGCCAGUAGUGGGAUGAGGUGUGGGAUUGAGGGGGAAGAUUUCUGCGUGUACUUCAUAGGAAGAAAGCGCUGCCUGUUUGCCAUACUACUACCUGCCCAAAGGGAACUUAGAUGGGUGACCAGGAAUAUCUUCACAUUCAUCUUCCAGACAGCUGGCACGUAUACUUCCUGGAUGUAAAAAGUUGGAUAUAGUUGGAGGAAAAACUUUUGUGAGCAACUUACCUGGAAACUAACUGAUAAACGUUUGGAGUAUCUGACCUUGUUGUUGCCAAUUUGUACCUACUGUAACCACUCCUAAUGUAGAAGACUAUGCUGGCAAAGAUCCAGUUUCAUUAAAACAAGGUAGGAGGUUCCUGGUUGAAGUACCUAUCUCUUCUUGGUCUGUGGAUUUGAUUAAAUUCUGUUGUAAGAGUCUUGAAUAAUGCCGUUUUUCCUUGUGCUAUACUUAUCCCCCACCCCACCCCUUUGAGAUGUUUAAGAUAACUGAACUGCUUUGCUCGCAUUCUACAAAUGCAAGUAUAGGAACUCAAAGUAUUUGCUGAUUCACAGAGUAGUAUGCCUUGGCUUUUAUCACUGUAAAUCAAGCUUAGGUUGCUCAUCCAUUUAAGAGUUGGUGGCUGAGACUGGGAGCCUGCAAGUCCCUGGUUGAAAAUUUAUCUCUGCCAUUAAUUCACUUGUUGCCCUUAAAACAUGCCUCUAUUAUUGUAGUCUCAGCCUACCCCCUGCCAAAGAUAUAUGAAGUAUGUGAGGUUAAUAAUUCUUUAACAAUUUCCAAAAGAAACAGAAAUGUAAAAUAUUACUAUGCCAUAAAGCAAUCUUCCUCAGUGUGGUUCCCUUCAGAUACUGCUGGACUACAAUCCCCAUCAUCUCUGACCAUUGGCUAUGCUGACUGAGGCUGAUGAGAGUUACUGUUGGAUGAAAUUCAUAGGCCAACACAUUGCGGAAGGCAGCCAUAGAAACUGGGGAUAGAUAUGACACUCACAUAGUAUAUUUAUACAACCAAAUGCAGAUCCUGUGGCAAUGAGAACAAAGCCAAGGGUGUCAAAAGGCACAGUGUAAGGGUUUAGCAUCACUAUGUAGAAUUUACAAGAGAUACCAUAGGAAUACUAGAAAUACACACUUAAUGUCCAUACCCGAUGUAGUCUCUUGGUCUUUUGUCUCCUGGUCAAAACACACACCCCCAUCGGCAGUUGAUCUUAAAUACUAAUAUUUAGUAUUUUUCUUAUAUUAAUGCAGGUUUAGUAUGAAGAAAUAAUCACACAUGAAAUAAGUACCUUUCAGUACCUUAUGGUCCUUAACAUUUUAGAACUUCAGUUCCAAUUGUAGAAGUCUACAUGAUCAUCAGAUCGGAAGUGACAGUAUUUAUGGCGUAGUGGAUGCAAAUAGAAAAAUGAGUUGAAAUAAAAGAUGGAUCAAACUGUUUCUGAAUUAGGUGUUGAUCUAUUUGUAAAACAGUUUCUUGUGUGGAUUGAUGCAGUGGUAGCAAAUCUAUCACCUAGAUGGCUGUCUUUAUGGAGAAAGAGGAGCAUAGCUAUGUGUGUUGAUGCUCAGAUUAUGACAAGGGGAGCAUUUCACAUUAUUGAUUAGCAGUGCCCCUUCUAAUAUUAUAGUACUACUUUUUCUUAAUAAGCUUAUUGAGUUUAUAACAUUGAGUAUUGGGGUCCCUCAGUUGUCUAAAGGAGACUGGGCUUGAUGAACCAGUAAUCUAACUUGGCAUAAUGCAGCUUCCUAAGUUUCUACAACAUAUUUCCAAUAUGAAACCCCAUGACUGUUAGCAUGAACUCACUAACUUUCAUCUGUCAAAGUUUAAAACUCAGAAUUAGCAAGGUGCAUGGUGUGUUUCAAAGAUGACACACAGGCUACAUGAUAUCUAUACUUAUCAUCUCUAUAGUUAUUUCUGGGCAGUACCACUGGUAUUGCAAAUACACAAUAACGAUAAUAGUGAAUAUUUGUACUAAAAUGUAUGUUAUCUUGCAAGUUGUAUUUCUAUUAAAAUCAAGCCAGAGGGAAGCAGAUGCCUUUGCAUUUUGCCUCUACUUAAUGGCUGUGUUCCACAGACUAUAACUGCAACUGAAUACGCUGAAAUCCCAUCCUUUUGUAUUGCGAAAUUAAGUAAUAGCAAGCAGUCAUUGGUUGUUAGGUUUGUAAAUAUAGAUUAUUUUAGGUGAUCUGUUCUGAAAUGGUUGUAGCAACCUCAUUUAUAAAUGUUUCACAGGUGACAACUUGAGUACUGUGGCUCAUUCCGAAUGGUUUUUGACAUGCGAUUAAAAACAGAUCUGUUCACAAUGAAUUUAAAUUCUAUUUUUUGAAGGAAAAACUUCUAGAUUUAUCUGUUGUGUUCAGCAAUAUUUCUUUUGAAAUACUUUACUCAUGAUACAGUUAGUCUUGGCGUGAAGAUAGCAGGUGGUAAAUCUUGUAAGAUUCUAAAAACCAGCAAAAGUGACUCUCAUGAAGAUUUAAACACUUUAUUAUUGGGCACACAUGUUGGUAGGUUAUUGUCCAACUGCCUCGGGAUCCAGUUUCUAAUAAAGGCAAGAGACAGUGUUUCUUCUUGGAUAGUUGGUAGUGAUUGGACUAUAUAUUUUAGGUGCGUAGUGCAAAAGAUUAACCCUGUACUUAUGAAAAUACUUGUUUAAUGGUUUAAUUUGCUUGUUGAUAAGGCAUGCUGUCCCUUAUCCUUUGCAUAAUAAACCUAUAUAUAAACACACACACACACACACACACACACACAUAUAUGCUUUGCAGGUUGUAAUGGAGAAUUUUCCGUAAAAUGUAAAUAUUUUGUAUGCUAAGAAAAAUGGUUUCAUUUUACCUUGAACACUGGAGUUUAUGGGCAUACACACCUUAUACAACUGGUGAUGGUAGUAGAAAGUACUUGCUAUCCAUGUAUGUUUGGAUCUUGCAAAUUGGGUCGUAAUUCUAUGUACGGUUACCUUGCAGUAAGUGCUGUUGAAUUACAUUAGGAAUUACUUCUGAGUGAGCAUGCAUAGGGUUGCACUGUUGUGUAGUUUCUAUCUGGGGAGGAGGCAGCUUAUCUAGCACCAAAGACCACCAUCAUGCUACAUAUUAUAAGUAGAAAAGCUGUAGCUCUUAUAUUUCAUGUAACUUCCAUUUAUCCGAGCUAAUGAAUACCUUAUAUCUAAUCUGAACUUCAUAUUAAAAUGGUGUGUGUGUAUCUGUCUGUCUGUCUCAGUCAGCCAUUUUGGAUGCUGGCAAGGUACUGGAUGCUGGAUCAUGGUAAUAAUAGUUGGCAGAUCUUGUAGUCCAGAAGAAUGGAUCCAAUGUUUAAUCAAGUAGAAGCAUAGGUUUGGGGUACUUUUAGGGUAUAAGGCAACUUAAGGUACCGGUCAUGGGCCUAUAACUCUUUAAACAUGGUUGGGACCUAGAUAGUUUUCCCCAAUGUACAUAAUAACCUCUCAUGUUAUGUGCUCUACGCUCUUAUGGAAGCCUUUCUGAACUAAAUUUAAAUGGGUAUACAGAUACACAUUUGUGGAUCUCAUUCAUUUGGUACCUAGUUAUGCUAACGUCUUGCCUGUUUGUUCCUGAUGUUGUAAAUAUAAUCUCAAAUAUACCAUAAAAUUGAAAAGCAGAAGUUGACAGGCCUUGCAAUAAAAAUGCAAAUACCUUCGGAGUUGCUAACUCUGCCUUUUAAGUUUUGAAGCAACACUUAGCAACUCCCUCCUUCACUUAACAGGAUUCUUUCUCUUUCUCCCAGCUGCCUUUCUCUUUUCUUUUUACUUGUACCUCAUGUUGCCCCACUUCUUCUGUAGAGCUGCUGCCCAUAACUUUGCUUCAUUUCUAAGUAUAGAAAACAUAUUCUGUUGCUGGCUGCACAUAUACUCUCUUGUACUCCAGGAUUUAAAGUGCCAGGAGUAGUUCUUCACAGUGAUGGAGCAGUGUGCAGUUUUCAGCAAGCAGGUGAGUGGGGAAUUGCAUGGCUGCACUAGGUGCUUUCAUGCUAGGCAUAAAUUCCUGUCUCCAAACUUGUGGUCAAGUAUUCAAGCAAGUAGCUGUUCAUAUACGUUACCAUGUCCAUGUGGUGUAAUAUACCAACUGUCCAGGGAAACUCACGUCAUACAUCUGUCCCCAGGAAACCUUUUGAGUCAUAGAUCAGACCCCCAUCUCCAUUUGUGAUACACCUGAUGCUUCAGAGUAGGAAGAGACAACCCAAAGCACUGAGGGCUAUUUUCAUUUUUGUUAAAAGAGGGGUGCACAGCUAUUUUAAUUUCAGAACAGUCUGUGUCUGAAUACAAUUCAGUCUGCCAAUCCUUUGCACAUAACACAUUCUAUUUGUACUCUUACCUAUUAAAACAUUCUCUCCCUUUAUUUCUCUCUCCGCACAUUGGAGCAUGCACACUUUUCUCAACAGUCUGUUGCCAUCUCCUUAUAUUUCCUUUCCACCUGGGGUUUCUGUGCCUCUACCUCUAAUCCUUUUUUCUUUGCACUCUGUGGCACUCUCAUGUUUCCAUACCAGCAGGUUUUUCUGCACACCCUUUCUGUUUUUCUCUUUUUCUACCGCAAAGUCUAUCUGCACUUGCAUCUUUUAACAUUUACUCCUUUUUUUGUUCACUCCUUAAUGUGCUACUCUGAGAGCUUGCUACCCAUUUUUCUUUCUUGUACAUCUACAUCGUUGUUUAUAUCUCCAUACUUCCAUUGGUUUCUUCACUCACAUAUUUAAAUCUAUCUUUUCUAGGGUUGCCAACUGACCAGACAACCCAUGCUGGCCUGUUUUUCAGCCUUGAACAGCAGCUUCUGCAGAAUCUAGUGCACUAGGCUGAAUAUCUUUACAGCAUGCAAAUAAACAAUGGCACCUAAUAAUAUCUGCCUUUAAAGGCACAGCUAGACUGAGCAGUUGAAGAGCUAGAAACCCUACUUUCCCAGAAUGGCAGAUUAGACUUCCAGCAGUUCACAUGGUGAGAUCUUCAUAUAACAGGUAGAGCACAUAGUUAAAUUGAUUGGUUGAAACACAAUGGAAAAACUGAUGCCAACUCUACUGAAAACUCUGAGUUGGAGAAACACAAAACAUAACAUAAGUGUGUCGAUAUGACACUGAAGCCUGGCUCACAAAUAAGACUGCAAACAAUGAGUUUUAGAAUCUCCCUGGCAGUCCGGGGCUGUACAUAUCCAAGGAGUGGGACUUAGUUGGUUUGCAUGAUGUACGUUAGGCAGGUUUUGCCACUGAAACGUGUCCCCACACCCUGAGAAAGAGGAAAGGCUUGGAGAGUAGAUCUUGCUUGGGACCUGUGGGUCUUAAUUAAUGUAUCAGAUAAGAAUAUUAAAACCUUUUUUCUCAGAUCUGACAAUCUUGAUGUGUAGUUGUUUUGAGACAUCACAAAAAUGUUAUACUUAAAGUCUUCUCUGAUAACCCAACUAUCCAUUUGUGUCCAGUUAAUAACUAUUGAACCUGCCCUUUUCCAUUUUCUCUAGUCUUUGAGGCCCUCCCAAGUCAUACCGAGUUAUUUCCUGCUUCAGUGUGUCAACUGACUGUUCAACCAUGAUUUUCAGGUAGCCUUUGGCGAGUUUCUGUCUAAUGCUCUUUUUUCUACUGGAAAGUAUCAUGGAACAAAGCAUAUUUUGUCAGUAUGUUGCAUUUUCCUUUCAAAAGAUUCCAAAGAUCCAGAGACUGAUGACAGAUCCCUUCAAUCUGAAGAAAGUACAGUAGUACCCCAUUUUGCGACCGGGAUCUGUUCUGGAGCCCUGGUCGCUGGCCAAAAAGGAUGCUGGACAAAGCACACACACAUGGAGUGAAUUGCGCUCCUGCCAUGCACGAAGUGCGAUUUAGCACUUCUGCACAUGCGCAAGUGGCAAACCCGGAAGUAACCCGUUCCGGUACUUCUGGGUAUGCCGCGGACGUUCGAUGGAACGGGCACUUGACGAGGCAGAUGCUAGAUGAGGUACCACUGUAUCUUUCUGCAGACAUCCACAGAACUUUUAUUUUGCAUGAUAGCCAGCCACUAUUUGUGGUUGUCCUGGUGCCUGUCAAACAUUUGACAUCAGCAGAGGCUUGUUGAAAGGGAGAGGCAUUUUAUGUGGCCAUCAUGCUAAACUCCUACAGAAGGCAUAUGCAGUUUUUUACUGCUUUUUGCAAAAGCUCACCACAAACACUCCUGCUUUCCACUAUGUUUCUGCAGUUCAUGGGUGGUGAAGGCAGAGGUGAUCUUUGUUAAAGGAGUGAGUUGAACCUUUGAUCUUGCCACCUAAUCCCUUACAUUUUCUAUUUUUCUUUAAUAAGGUUAAAAUAAGCACCUUUUCAGCUUUAGCACCUCCAUGUUAGAAUACUUGUCAGUGGCUUGGUUAGCAUAUCACAUUAAACCAGUGUUUCCCAAACUUGGCUCGCCAGUUGUUUUUGGACUACAAUUCCCAUCAUUCUUGACCACUGGUCUUGCUAUCUAGGGGUGAUGGAAGUUGUAGUCCAAAAACAGCUGAAGACCCAAGUUUGGGAAACACUCAAUUAAAUCAUAGUUGAAUGCUUUCCCUAAGGAAAAUGCUAUUUUAUUCAAAGUAUUUUGAAGACAGAUGAAUUCUGUUGGCUAUAUAUGCUUGCACAUCUUAAAUUGUAGAUGGUUGAAGUUUUUUGUGCUGGAUUUUGUAAUCAGGCUUGGUGCUAAGGUUGGUUUUAUGUUGACUGCUACCUGAAAGGUGCUUCAAUGACCAUAAAGUCUGAAUUGGCAGUUUGGUCAAUAGUACACACACCUGCUAUCGGCAUUCUGACUGUUAAGUGACUAUUAAGUGGUACUAGAAAUACAUUAUUAAAAACAAUUGGUUUUUCCUUGUUAGCGAAAUAAUUCAUACUUCAUCUGUUGACAAAUUCAUGACCAACUAUGAUUGCUUUCAUUGGGUUAACUGCCGUAUACUAUACAUUUGAGAAAGCCGAGUCAGACAUUUGGCCAUGUGUACAUUUAAAAUACUCAGUUUUCCACAUGCCAGUUUAAAGCUUACCACUCCAGGGUCAGAGACAAUAUACCUCUGCAUACCAGUUGCUGGGAACACAGUUGGGGGAAAGUAGUAUUGCACUUGGGUUCUGCUUGUGGAUUUCCCAUAGGCAUCUGGUUGGCCACUGUGAGAACAGGUUGCUGGACCAGAUGGGCCUUUGGCUUAAUCCACUUAAUAGUCAGAAUUUCUAUAUACAUACAUGUAUCAGUUAUCAUUUCUAUCUCAAUGUUUUCAUGUAUAGAAAGGAAUGCCUCUGUAUUGUAUUUCUUGUACAGUAUUUAUAGAUGAUUGUAGUUAAGUUGUAUACAACAUGUUUAAAUAGAAUAAAGAUGGCACUGUUACUUUCCUUGCAAUUCUAAUUUUUGUUUGUUUAAGAAUGCUGUUUAUGUUACUUAUUUGUUACUUAUGUUUGUUACUUAUUUAAAAUCUGCUGACUGAUUAAUUGGAGGUACUUUUGAAAUUUAAUUGAACAACUAUCUAAGGUUGUAGUGCAAUUUAUACUGAUUUGAGGUGAUAUGUUUGUCUCUGACAUCAGGGCCACUUAACACCUGCGAAUCCUUUCAUAACUGUUUUGUCUCUGACUUGCAGCUUAGUGUGUGAAUUACUUCUAUUGAAUUACUUUUAUUGAAAAAUAGUGUUUGAGGUGAUAAAGGAACACUUCAGCAUGCAUUGCUUGAUGUUGCAGUAAUAAUAAUGUACAUGCAUGUGUUGCUUGCCCUUAAUCUCUUUCAGUCUUUAAAAUGGCUUUUCUAAAAUCAGACUAGUGUAGUCUGAAGAAAGAGCGUAGAAUACCUGGGUAGGUAUCAAAUCCUGCUCCAGUGUAUUAUCGUAGCACACCUGUGAGUGAUUUAAAACCUCUGGUCGAAUCCUUAUGCACUUUGUUUGCAUCUUGGUUGAAUAGCAACUUUUUGGGGUACAGGAUGUGGCUUCUGUAAGAAAGGGAACUAGAAAAGUGUCUGUAUUUGCAGCCACAGCUCAAAGCUCAUCAGUAGUAGUAGGUACUUGAAAAGGGUUCUUUGACUAUACACCCUGUUGAAGCAGAAGAGAAAUUUAAUUUUGGUUUAAACUGGAUGGCUGUACCUUAGGGGUAAAAGUUUUCCUCUUGUCAGUACAAACAUUUAAAUAAUUUGGGUUCUUUUUGACUCAAAAAGCUGUAGUUUAGAAGUGGUUUGGAGAAAGGAAAACUACCUUUCAUGUUGAAUGGAUAAAUUAAAGCAUUAUGGAAAGUUUCUGUGUUUGAGAGGCUGGUUAUCUUUAUAAACUUUGGGUAGGAUACAAGUAUUUUAAUUGAAGGCUGCUUCCCUUUUAAAAGCAAGCAAUCCCCUUCCUCUUUAUAGCACAAAGCACUCCCACCCCCUAUUGCUAUGCCCAGUGUAUCACUAGUUCCCUCUGCCCCUUUCAUUCCUACUCUCCUCAAUGCUACAAUAGAUGGGUAGCUUUGUAAAUUGGUCAAAUAUUGCCUAUUGUGUUAGAGUGUUGUGUCAUAAAGCAAAAUGAUUUUUCUAGCUGGAGAUCUGCACCUUGUAGUGGCAUAAUGUGAUGGAAAAGAUAAGUGUAAAACCAAUUCAAGAGGAGUCUUGUGUUACAUGCAUUUCUUAGGUGUAGGUGAUCCCUUCCCUGUACAGUAGCACCUUGGCUUACAUUACCCUUGGUAAUGUAAUUACCCUUGGUAAUGUAAACUUUGGGUUGCGAAAGCGGCAAACCCGAAAGUGUUUCGCCGUGCGUGCAUGCGCAGAAGCAGUCCCUCCAGUUGUGGAAACCUCGGGAUCUGACUGGAACUCUGGAACGGAUCCCGUCUGCAACCAGAGGUACCACUGUACUAGGUCGAUAAACAUGUUUAAAAGCUAACAUCUUUUUUUAAUGGCUGUUAAGUUUGCGGGUGGCGCUGUGGGUUAAACCACAGAGCCUAGGACUUACCGAUCAGAAGGUUGACGGUUCGAAUCUCCGUGAUGGGGUGAGCUCCCGUUGCUCGGUCCCUGCUCCUGCCCACCUAGCAGUUCGAAAGCACGUCAAAGUGCAAGUAGUUAAAUAGGUAGGAAGGUAAACAGCGUUUCUGUGCGCUGCUCUGGUUUGCCAGAAGCGUCUUAGUCAUGCUGGCCACAUGAUCUGGAAACUGUACGCCGGCUCCCUCGGCCAAUAAAGCGAGAUGAGCGCCACAACCCCAGAGUUGGCCACGACUGGACCUAAUGGUCAGGGGUCCCUUUACCUUUAAAUUUGCUCUGAGGCCGUUAGAGUAAGAAAUGUGAUGUGUUUAUUUCAUUUUAAACAAAACUCCUUGUCUGUGUAUCACUGAUAGCUACAAAUAGUUAAUUUCACAGCUAACCUGGGCUCAUAGCAUGUCUUGCGGUUCUAAAGUGGUGCUUUAAAUUCUUGACCAUUAUUGGAUAGUUAUGUAAUGGUCAAAUGACUAACCUGAACUUCAGGCCUUCUGUCUUGAAGCUCACUGCCCACUGAACCUCCUUGCUGUAGUUCCAGUGUUCGUCACACUGGUUUCCAGCCUUAAAACUACCUGCUCUGCACACCUGUCUCUGCCUCUACUGCCAACAGCAAGCAUGUCUCUGGUCUGUAGGCCUAGUGUGAAAUCUUUCUCUCAAGUGUAACUAUAUCUUUCCAUAUGGAAACUGCACUGUUCAUGAAUACUUUUCUCCUGGCAAGUUUUUCCUAAGCUUCCGGAUGUUUGCAAACAUUCCAUGUCAUCACAGUACUCCUUUAAUAGUCGGGAAGGGGUAAUGGACAGCAACUGGUUUUAGUAUAUUAUGGCUGUGUUUUAGAACCUGCUUCAGUAGUACAAAUAGUGCUUAAAUCAAUAUAGUAAUUGCAAUCUUAGGAAAUGGAGACAAAUGAUGCCAUCUAGUGAGACCUCAUGUUUUCAGCUGAAGUCAGUAACUAGACUGUUUAAUACUGGUAUUCUGACAUGAAACAACAUUCAUUCCUACAAACUUGCUUGUUGCAGUCAAAUCUGCUUUUAGUAGCUUUAAUAUUUAGGUUGUGUGUGUGUGUGUGUGUGUGUGUGUGUGUGACAUCUCAAAUGUAGAAGCACUUUUGAGUGUAAUCUUCAGAUUAUUAAACAGUUUGUACAUGCACCAAUGAUGUUGCUAAGUUAAUGCAAUAAUUUUUUCCUUCUGAUACUUAAGUAGGUGGGGAAACUGAUUUAUACAGCGCUGUGCGGGUGAUCCUGUGGUCUAAACAACUGAGCCUCUUGGGCUUGCUGAUCAGAAGGUUGGCAGUUCGAAUUUGCACAACAGGGUGGGCUCCAGUUGCUCCGUUCCAGCUUCUGUGAACCUAGCUGUUUGAAAGUCUACCAGUGCAAGUAGAUAAAUAUGUACCGCUAUGGCGGGAAGGUAAAUGGUUUUCCAUGCACUCAGGCACUCGUCACGAUGUCCCGCUGCGCCAGAAGCGGUUUAGUCGUGAUAGCCACAUGACCCGGAAAGCUGUCUGCAGGCAAACACCAGCUCCCUCGGCUAAAGUGAGAUGAGCACUGCACCCCAUGGUUGCCUUUGACUGAACUUAACCUUCCAGGGGUCAUUUACCUUAUUUUACCUUAUACUAGGAUAUUUGCACAGGAGUCUCUAGCUUUAUUUCAGUCUUGACAUUUUUUCACUCAGAAACUGAAAUAUUUUGGUUGGUUUUUUGCUAGUUCUGUAUACAGGUACAAUUGGAAUCACAGGAACCUGUGUACUCAAAAUACUUGCACAGAAGUUGGUAGCUGGCUGCAGUUCUUCACACCCCCUUGAAUACUACUAUGGAGAUUUUCCUGGUCUUGUGUGUGGCUUUGAGGGAAUGUAGGGCAGCCUUCCCAAACUGGUAACCUUCAGAUGUUUUGGAUUAUAGCCCCCAUCAGUCCCAGAGAAAAAAACCCUGAAUUGCACAUAAUUGUGUUGACUUGGAGUUCCCAAACUGUGACUUUUUGCUUAAAGUUAGUGAAACAUUUUAAAAUGCAGCCUUUGAGGAUCACUACCUCUACAUUGCUGAAGUUUCAUAGUAGUAUGAAGGGAUAGAAAAUAAGCAAAGAAAUGAGAAAUGGAUUAGUACUCUCUCGUGGUGGUUACUGAUCCACACGCAAAGAAGUAGAAUAAGUAAGUAUCUAGCUGGGAAAUAAGCCCUAGCGAUAUUUACCGUAUUUUUCGCUCUAUAAGACGCACCAGACCAUAAGACGCACCUAGUUUUUGGAGGAGGAAAACAAGAAGAAAAAAAAAUCUGAAUCCCAGAAGCCAGAACAGCAAGAGGGAUCGCUGCGCAGUGAAAGCAGCGAUCCCUCUUGUUGUUCUGGGAUAGCUGUGCAGCCUGCAUUCGCUCCAUAAGACGCACACACAUUUUCCCUUACUUUUUAGGAGGGAAAAAGUGAGUCUUAUAGCGCAAAAAAUACGGUAUCUAUGAGGGUUUUUUUUGGUGGGGGUUAUGUCUGUAAAUUAAGCACAGGGGUCCAGUCCCAAGCACACCUGCCUUUCCUGAAGGAAAGAUGAAGUGGGGAGAAUGCAUUGCUGGGCAUUGAUCAUAAGUGCCUUUAGGCAGGGACUGACUUUGUGGUUUGGACCUGUAUCACCAAGGCUGUUUGGGCACCUGCCAAACUAACUCCAGCAUUUCAUGUUUUGUAAUUAAUAGGUGGUGGUUGUUUAGUUUUUAUUCAGUUCUGAGACUUCAUUGCUGAGACUGAGGCUUGCUUCUCUCAUUGUGCUCACCAGUCAGCAGAGUCACACUCACUUUGCUGAAUGUGGCAAGCAGUUUUGUUGAUGCCUUUCUUAAGGAUUCAUAUUUUGAAAGCUUUCAAAAACACCAGUGGAACCUGUGAAAAGUUAAGGUUCCGAAUUCAUGGCAUGUGCUCAUUUCACAUGACAGAUACAUUGGUGUCCUUCAGUUUUAUUAUGAAUUGAAAUAUAUUGUACAACAAGUAACAACAGUUCCCAUACAAACAAAUGUAGUGUUAAACAUUCCAUUUUCUACACAUGCCAUCCGUUAUAAGAAAUCUGCUCAAAAGCUUUCUGUCAAGUAAACCGUGUGUGUGUAUUAUAAAAGUCAUUUCGUUACCCCAACCUUUAUUUUCAAAAUAUACUAUACUGACUCUGAUGCUUCAGUUUUCUAGCAUUUACAGUGUAUUUCAACUUAACUGCUGUAUGAAUGAAAAACACAGAUAACUGGUUGUAUGGUUUAAGCCCAAAUACAACAUUUAAAAUGUUUUAAGACUUUCUUGCUCAUCCUUUUAAGGCAUUUAACGGGGUUUUCACAAACCAUUGUUCUAAUUUAUCUAUAUGGUGGUUUUGAUUUUGUAUUACUAGCCUUUGAUCCAUAUUAGACAAUAGCUUCUCAAAUAGUGUAAAGCAUGAAUACGUUUUAAAAAAACAUAGACAAAAAUGCCCUAUUCUGUUCUGCUAAUUCAGAGGUGUGGAAUCUUUUUCGCCUGGUGGGCCAGAUCUUUUUCUCAUCUCACACUGUGGGCCAGAUUUGCAAAGUGUGUGGGGUCACCCUAACUGAGCAGAAUUCAACCUCCUUUGUGAGCUGAUGAGCAGGGGUUAAAUCUUGUAGUGUGUUUGCCAGUUCUCUGUAGGGAACAUGUGCAACAAGCACAGAAAGGAACUUUCUUCCCACAUAUCAGCCCAUGCAAUUGAUGUCAGCGGAUUGACAGAUGGGUGGGUUUUUUGGGGUGGGGGUGGGGUGGGACUAGCCUGCAGGGGCUGCAAGACCUGAGGCCUGCAGGCUGGAAAUUCUCCACUGCUGCAUUAGUUGUUGUUAACCUUCUGUUUGCUUUCUUUGGUAUAGCAAAUGUAAUUAAUUACUUAUAGUUCCCAAGUAAAUUAAAAAGUUCUAUCAACUAGUUUAUUGAAAUAUAAGAGGUUUAUAGGAUAUAAGGGUUAAUAAAAUAAAAAUUGUUAGCAAUGUCUUGAUUUAAAAAUAAUUAAUAAUGAUAAAUUAAUGUAAGGUGGUACAUCAUAGAAUCAUCUAUCAAAAAAUCUACUUACGUUAUUAGUUAUAUUAACUUUCCACAGAAGUAAUAAGAGAUAUCUCUAGAUCCGUUUCUAAAAAGAGAAAAGCCUAUGUACAGUGGUGCCUCGCAAGACGAAAUUAAUCCGUUCCGCAAGAGUCUUCGUCUAGCGGUUUUUUCGUCUUGCGAAGCAAGCCCAUUGACGGAUUAGCGCUAUUAGCGCUAUCAGCUGUUUAGCGGCUAUUAAAGGCUUAAAGGCUUAGGGGAUUAGCUGCUAAAAGGCUAUUAAAGGCUUAGCAGAUUAGAUAAAGGGGGGGGAAAGCGAAAAAAAAAUUUCUAGACUCGCAAGGUAUUUUCGUCUUGCGAAGCAAGCCCAUAGGGGAAUUCGUCCUGCGAAGCAACUUCAAAACGGAAAACCCUUUCGUCUAGCGGUUUUUCCGUCUUGCGAGGCAUUCGUCUUGCGGGGCACCACUGUAAUCUCAGGGUUGUGGGGAGAGUACUUCCUCUUUUCCACCAUUUCCCAGAAACCAAUGUAUUCCAAUUAAAUCUUGCAUUGAUGCCAUCUCAGAAAGUGGAGAAGAAAAACACCAAUAACAAAACAGAACAAGGCAAUCCAGGAAAAUGCAGGUGUUCACCUGGUGGUAGCCUGGGAAUCUACCACUUCAUAACUGAGUAAAAAUCAUCCUUCAAUGCUAAACAUCCUGACAUGCCCCUGCUAACCCUCUAGAUCAGUUGCUGGGGGUGGGAGGGGAGGAACAGAAAAGAAAAUCCUGUUGCAUAGGCAGAAAGUCAUUAUGCUAACAGGAUUACUUUGUUGAAUACAACUGUGGGUAUAACUUACAGUGCUGUUAAACAGUGCAAAAGAGCCAGGAAUUGGGGGAGUUCUCUAAUACUACCACGUGAAAAAUAGUCAUUUAUCAUGCUUCUGAUUGGGAGUGAAAGGGAUGCUUUUGCAAAGGAAAACUGUUCAGUAGAGUAGCCAGGUCACAUAGUGGCAAUCUUGUGACAACAAAGUCAUAAGGUAAUUGUGUUGUAUGAAAUGCUACACGUCUUAAUAGUUCAAAUCUUAAUUAACAUCAACAGUUGGAACAUACUGAUAACAUUUAACCCAUGAUCAAGGUGUGUGGGAGAUGGUUUUGAAGAGGUGUUGUUGGAAAGGACCAUGCAAUCCUAUAGGCUGUUUCUCAGACCUUUACCAAAAUGCCUACCAUUAAAGACAUAAGAACUGAAACCAAAACAUCAUCUAGUUCAACAUCUUGUUCUCACAGUGGUCAGCUAGAUGCCUAUGGGAAAGGUGGAUGAAGAGAGGGGAAAGAGUUAAAUAGUCUCUCUAGCCUUGGCAGUCUGAGCAGAGAAAGACAAGAGGAUGGGUUGUUGGGGGGGGCAUUUUUUUUUUUUAAAGUGGAACUUUGCAGAGGAAAUCAACAUAGAACAACAUGCAACAUCUCACUCUAAUCAUACCAUUAGUUGCCUAUAGAAAAAGUCUCCUGCUGUGAUAAAAUAUGUUAUCACUCUUGAGGUUAUGUUUAAAUCUGGUACAAACAACACACUUGUAUACAUGAAUUUACUGGCUGCUGUUACCACUUCAAAAUAUUGUUUAGCUUGGUAGGGGAAAAAAAAUAGGGAAAAAAAUAGCUGUACUGUAGUGUAAAACUUCAUUAUACAGUGGUACCUCAGGUUAAGUACUUAAUUCGUUCCGGAGGUCCGUUCUUAACCUGAAACUGUUCUUAACCUGAAGCACCACUUUAGCUAAUGGGGCCUCCUGCUGCUGCCGUGCCGCCAGAGCACGAUUUCUGUUGUCAUCCUGAAGCAAAGUUCUUAACCUGAAGCACUAUUUCUGGGUUAGCGGAGUCUGUAACCUGAAGUGUAUGUAACCCGAGGUACCACUGUAUAAUACAAAAUUUCAUUUUGUUUUAUAAAAUUCUAUAGAAUUGAUAGAAAUAAGACACUUAUCUGAGCUCUUUACAUUUUCCAUGGUCAGAAUUUUACUUAUCAACCUGUUGGUGUCUCAUUGGACAUACAUCCAUAGGUGGAUCCUGACUACAUCAGUAGCUGUGUAUCACUGUGAAGAGUAAAACAAGGCCAACCUUCAGGUCUAGUUCAGAGGUCACCUGUUCAUAGUGAUCACUUAAAAUAUUUCUUGGAAAUUAAUUACUAGAUGCUUAGAUGCUAUUAUUCUUUCAUGCUUCAUCGGUUUACAGAUGUUGCCUUUCUGUCUCUGACUCUUUUGUGAGUUUAGAACAGUGGUUCCCAACAUUUUUUUCUGUGAACCACUUGGAAACUUGCUGAGGGUCUUGGCAGGCCACAAUGGGUUUUUCUACCAGCUGCAACAGUUGUAAUGCAUUGUGUCAGAUGCUGUAUGAUUUUUAAUUGUCUUUUAAUUGCUUAUUUAUUUAUCUAUUUUGUUGUAAUACAGUUUUCAUGGAAUUUAAUUAUACAAUAUACAUGUAUUGAAAGAAGCAAUAGAACACAAUUGUAAUCAAUGCAAAUAUUUAAUUCAAGGGGUGCAUAUGGAACAGAAAUGGGUGGAAUUUAUUGAGGAAUUUGUGUGUAGGUGGGAUUGGUUGCAAAAGGCAAGACAUCUGUGAAGCGGGUGGGAAAGGACUGAAAAGACUUCUACUCAAAGCACUCCAGAUGUAAUCUCUGUUAUCUGCAAAAUCCCUUUAAACUUGUUAUUAUUUUCCCCUGCCACUUUUCCCUUCUAAACAUAAUUGCAACUUGGCUCUCUUUCUCCCUACACCUCAUCCUGUAGCAGUUCCCAUGCCCCACUGAGAUCAGUGGUAGAUAUGCAUAAGGUUACAGCCUUAGAAGCUUGAGCUCAUGCACUUUUAUUCAAAAGUAAGCCUUACUUUUCUGUGGCGAUUAUAAUCUGAGGCCUUUCUUCUUGUGCCGCUUCCAUGUGAGGUCUGGAGGGAGGCAACAUGAAAACGGGCUUUUUUUUUUCAGUGGUUCCCCAUUUGUGGAAUGCUCUCCCCAGCAAUGUUCAUCUGGCACCAUCAUUAUAUAUUUUUAGGAACCAGACAAAAACGUUCCUCUUCAACCAGGCCUUUGGCUGAUUAAUAUUCUGUGACUGCCACAUCCUUGGUGCACAGGCACAUACUCCAGAAGAGGGAGCGGGUGGAAAGGGCUACCGGAACUGAUGUCAGUUGCUACUGCAACUAGAGUUGGAGGACUGGGUAAAAUAUGUUGCUACCUCUCCUCUGCUCUCAUCCGGUAACCUUCCACACUUCGAAAAUGAAAUCAGUUUAGAAGGAAGGGUGAAUGUGAGAGAAGGGGAAUGUGAAUUGUUCCACUAGCCACAGAAGAGUUGGGUUGCAAAACAGGUUCUGCCUCCAACAGCAUGCAGUGCAAAGCCUUAGAAUGACCGAGGAGCUGUUGCUCCCACAGUUCUUCUCAGUCACAAAGAGGACCAACAGCAUGAAGCUCAUGGACUAUAUAUAGUUUGGCAACUACCUUUUAGAACUUUUGAGUCAUUUGGUUACUAUAGCAACAGAAAUGGUGCAAUUAAGGUGCAGUUUACAUAAAAGCAAUAAAAGUGCAACCAUAACAGUCCAUAAAAUUUCCUGGACUAGCUAAAGUCAAGAUGAAGCAAAACUAUAUAUCAUAUAAAACAGAGCAACGCACAGAACAGAGAAAUAACAAAUUAAGAGUCAAGAUUCACCCCAUGAAUUACCUGAGGGAAGGCAUUUCGGAGGGUAUUUCAAAGGCCUUACGUCUGACUUUUCUUCAUAUGGCAGUCUGCCGAUAGUGAAAAGACUUCUCUGAAAAUCUUAAAGAUUGACUUGAUCUGUAUUGGGGGAGGUGGUCUGGCCUAAUUAAAACCAAAUUUGAAAUUAGUAUCUUUAAUUAAAUUGGCAAGCUGUAUAACGUAACUGGGUUUAAAGCAGGGUCAAAGUUGUAGAGAGUGGCUUCUGCAAUUCUUUUGAGUUUAAUUCAAAGGGGAACUUGUAACCUCAGCUUUAUAGCCAGAUGGGGUUUUUGUAAAACUAUUAACUUAUAACUAUUAGAAAAUAAAACAUGAUGAAGAGAUUUCUUUUCAUUUUUUUGUUGACUAGAUCACAAACCCACUUUAUUUUGACAUUUCAUUCUUACCAAUAAGUUUAGAAUUGUGUGUGUGUGUGUGCGUGUGUGUGUGUGUGUAUUUGCAUUUGCAUGUCACGUAUAUUGCUGAAAUCUACCCACCCUCAAAAGGGCACCAGAGUCGUGGAAAGAGGCGUACAUUACACUUAUACCAAAAGCAGAGACUGAAAAGACUCGGCUUAAGAACUACCGCCCUAUAUCGUUACUUAAUGUGGAUUACAAAAUUUUUGCAGACAUUUUGGCCAAGAGAUUGAAAAAAGUAUUGAUGGAAGAGAUCCAUAAAGACCAAGCGGGCUUUCUCCCAGGAAGACACUUGUCUGAUAAUUUGAGAAAUAUAAUUGAUAUUUUGGAAAAACUAGAAGUGAAUAUAAAUACUAAAGCAGUUCUGAUAUUUGUGGAUGCGGAGAAAGCCUUUGACAACAUCUCUUGGAGCUUCAUGAAGAAGAACCUACAGGGGAUGGGGGUAGGCCAAGGUUUUGAAAAUGGUAUAGGUGCAAUAUACUCUGAACAAAAGGCUAAAUUAAUUGUAAAUAAUGUGGUGACGGAAGAAUUUAAGAUAGAAAAAGGGACACGACAGGGGUGCCCAAGCUCCCCAUUGCUUUUUAUAUCGGUCCUGGAGGUUCUGCUGAAUAUGAUUAGAAGGGACCGGUUGGUUAAAGGUAUACAGGUCGGAGCCAAACAGUACAAACUGAGAGCAUUUGCAGAUGACUUAGUAUUGACGUUACAGGAACCAGAAUCUAGUACUAAAAGGGUUUCAGAACUAAUUCAAGAAUUUGGUCAACUGGCAGGAUUUAAACUGAACAAGUUAAAAACUAAGGUUUUAGAGAAAAAUUUAACACUGAUUGAAAUGAGACAGGCCUGACUGUGGUUAAGAAAGUGAAAUACCUGGGGAUUAAUAUGACAGCCAAAAAUGGGAACUUAUUUAAAGAUAAUUAUGAAAAAUGUUGGACGGAAGUGAAAAAAGAUUUAGAAAUCUGGUCAAAUUUGAAGCUUUCACUGUUGGGUCGUAUUGCUGUGAUAAAAAUGAAUGUAUUGCCUAGAAUGCUGUUUUUGUUUCAAACAUUGCAAAUUGUGGACAAGAUGGACUGUUUCAAGAAGUGGCAGAGAGAUAUUUCUAGAUUUGUCUGGCAGGGCAAGAAGCCCAGAAUAAAAUUUAAGAUAUUAACUGAUGCAAAGGAAAGGGGUGGAUUUGCCCUGCCAGACUUUAAACUUUACUAUGAAUCAGCAGCUUUUUGCUGGUUGAAAGAAUGGCUACUUCUUGAAAACACAGACAUUUUGGACUUAGAAGGUUUUAACAUAUCAUAUCAAUUAGUCCAAAUUAUAUCAAUACACAUCAUAAAGUCCAAAUGUUUUCCAAAUUAAUUUUUUUUUUGUGGGGGGUACCCAUGAUUCCUCUAUCGUCAAGAAUCCAAAGAUCCAAAUUCGUGUGGCUUUCCUUACUGCAAUGAUGUUUCCAGUCCUAUCUUCUCAUAUUUGUCAUUUAUUCAUUUUCCUUUUCUGUCACCUCCGAGUUUUCUCCACAAGUGGAUUAAAAGGAACAGUCUUUUGAGGGGGAGGGUUAUCAGGUACUCACAUAAAAAUAAAAUAAAAAAGUCUUUUCCCCCCUCUCUCGUACCGUCCACAUACCAAAAUGUCGGCAGUUCUCUGGUUUUAUCUCUGUUCCUUUCGUCCUUUGUCCUUCCGUCUCGAUCUUCUUCACUCAGUGGUAAAUUUAUUUGCAGAUAAAAGCAUUCCUGAUUUCUCUUGAAGCAUGUGUGUUUAUUGGUCCAAUUCUUUUCUUCUUUUUAAACAUCGCAGCCAGGCUCGCUCCUGAAAGAAGCUGGCAGGGAGCUCCAAGCUUGCCCGAGGGCUUUCCACCUAGUGCCUCUCACCCCCUCCUUCAUCCGAACUCGGGGGUGAUUUAUGGCAACAGCAGGUGAGGCAGCGUCUUUUCCUUCCCUGAAAAGACGAAGGGAGGCUGAUGUACUCCCCAUAUCAGCCUCUAAUUACCUCUUGCAAGCCGGACAAGAUGUUAUUAGCAGCCAUCUUUCAAGGCGCCCCUAGUGGGCCCCCCAUUCGCUUCCACAUUUUUAAAGGAUGAAAAUGCUUUAGAAAGCUAUGUACUUUUAAGAUUUAUAUCCACUUACUAAUAGAAAUCUAAUCUUUCAAACCUGACUGUGUGCUCACUGUGCAACACAGUGCCCUUAAAACAGCUGCUUUCUGCUCCCUCCCAGAUGGACCUUUUUUCUUUCUUAGGAUGUUCAAAACACUCAGAUGACUUUGAUUCUAGUUUCUAGGAGUACAUGAAGUCCCAUUGGCAGGUGCUGUUCAUUUUGCUUAGCAUAUGUGAAAAAGUUCUAUUUUCCCAUUUUGUGCAAACUAAUUCUGGGAAGGCAGUGUUCCUUUCUCCCCAGUUGAAAUACAGACGCACACAAUGGCUGAAUAUUCUUACAUAUUAUCAUCACAGAAUUUUGCUAUUGCCAGCUUUGUCUACAAACACAGCUAUCUUGAGCAUCCUUUGAUGGAAAGGCAGAAUACAGAUUCAUCAAAUAAAUAUAUAAUGUAUGUAUGAGCUAAAUUGUACACCUUUAGUGAACGUGUGUUGAAUGUUGAAUUUGGGAAUGUCAUGGCUUGUACUUUUGUAUUACUCUUAUAGUGUAUUGAGAAGGUUAUUGGAUGCUGUAAAACAGGCUUCCUCAACCUUGGCCCUCCAGAUGUUUUGAGACUACAAUUCCCAUCAUCCCUGACCACUGCUCCUGCUAGCUAGGAAUCAUGGGAGUUGUAAGCCAAAAACAUCUGGAGGGCCGAGGUUGAGGAAGCCUGCUGUCGAGUCUCUUCCUCUAAAAUAGUCUGAAGCGUUUGUCUGAACCACUUAGCUUUAUUUGAAUUUUAACAUGUUGCCAUUGACAUCCUCUAAAAGCUGUUGGGUAGCUACAAUUACAACUAUGUGAUACCUGUGCAGCUGCUCCCUGUUUUAACUAUAUUAAGCUUUAAAGGAGCGUGCAUUACUCAGUUGAUUUACAGAUGAAUGACUUGAAAAGAUGCCUGCACUUUGGUAUGGCAUAGAAAUUAACUUUUGUAUUUUUGUCAGUUCUUGAAUAGCCAUGGUAAAAUGUUUGAUCACUUUAAUGUGUUUUUGCUGAUUUCAUUGACUGUAGUUGGUGGAACCAGCCCAAAUGGUUAAUCUGUCAAGUCAUUUGUUUGGAAUGAGUGGGAACUUGCAUGAUUAGCUUAAUGGAGAAUUAUUGGGUAAGUCGACAUUAAAGUUGUAUAUGUUGCAACAAAAAAGCUGUGCGUAGAAACUACUUGCAUUUAAACGGAUUUCUCCACCAUGCAUGUUAUUGCUCAGCAUAAUUUCACAAAAAUUGAAGAUACUCUGCAUACUGUUUGGAAACAAAUUGUAAUACAUCAAUUGCCUGAGAAUACCUUUCUAACUAAAGCUUUCCUGCCUACCUACUGCAAGAGUUAACUAUCCUAGAGUGUUUGGUAACACAGGUUAUAGGAUAGUUCACAACAUUAUAGACUGCAUUAGAGUCCCCUAACAUCCAGGACUUGAGGGCAGGGAAAAUAGAAAUGUAUAACAUCUGCAAUGGCUUAUAUACUGUCAGAAUAUAACAGAGUAUGUACAGUGUAUAAAAACUUUUCACAAAUAUUGAUUUCUGUAGAAAAGCUGCAUUGUUAAUAAUUUCAUACAGCAUAUUGAAUACAGGCAGGAUCUGACAGCUAGAAUAGAAAAAUAUCCAAUCAAAUAUAAAAUCAAAGUUGUAGUUAACUUAAAUCAAGUAAUUAUUCCUCAUUUAUGCACUUAAAAUAUCAUGCAAGGGAAGUGUGUCCUAUUUAAAUGUGUUUAAAAUACUUCCAAGAAUCCUAAUAAAAAUUUCAAAGUAAAGUGAGUUUGUUUUAAUGUAGCAUUACAUUAAAGAGCACUUUGAUUCCCCAGUCGUAUUUAAGUCUACUACUUUUGACUUUUCUGGGGAAAACCCCCCUCAAAAAGUUUUAAUGUAACAUGAUAUCAGGGCUAUAUGCAACUAAAUUGUUGUAUUAAUAGGAGAAGCCCAUCCACAAGGAUUCCUAAUAGCAAAGCAGGAAUUUCCCCCUUCUGUGCCAUCACCAAAUCAUCUUUGGAGGGUUGGAGGAAUUGCCAGAAUAGAUUUAGGAAAUGGAGAGGAGAUAACUGCCGCAAAACGAAAAUCCUUGUGCUGAAGGAACUGUGACUGUAGAGCUAUGUAGAAUAGUAAUUCAGAUAAACAUGCUAAAUCAUAUCUGCAUCAAUUCAGAAAAAAUGGUAAACCCACAUUGUGAUGCCUUGUUGGAUUUUAAAGUCUAGUAGUUCAGUUAUAUUGUUCCAGGACAGGGGCAUUUUUGGGUUGUUCAUGGGUAAAGGAGUUGCAGAGGUUCUGAGAGGCAAUGACAAAACUGGUGCUGGAUGAGAAAGCUUAUUUGACCCUUAUAUAUGUCAGUAUUUAUAAAUCUCCAUCUUUUCAGAUGCAGAAAUGGAAAUAUUUUUGUAGCUUGCUUACCUAGCAUUUGAGUGUUUUUCAGGCGGUAUCAACAACAGUGUUAUCACUAAGUUUAGCUUUCAGUAAUGUGACUAGUUGAGAGGAGAUUACUGUACAUUUUCCAAAUACUUCUGUUUUAUUAACCUUGCUGCUUUGAGCAGAGGCUACACUGGUAUUCUUCCUCCAGGGUAAUCUUGAUUCUGACUAAUGUGGGAAAAUGUUUUAGCACCAUAAUAGAAGUGGUAUAUACCAUAAAUAUAUAGAAUAAAAUUCACUUAGUUGGAUUGGAAUGAUUGCUCUUGGUAGAGGGAUAUAGUAACAGAUGUACAGAUGAACAGGGAACAAGAUUGUGGGUGACAAAAAUACUUCAUUUUGGAUUCUUCAGGCUUGGUGUACUUUUUGAAGCUCUAGUCUGUGAUUUUUAGGGCUAGGAACAAGUAUGGUUAAAAUAUUAAAGCUCAGUACAGUGGUGCCCCUCAAGACGAAUGCCUCGCAAGACGAAAAACUCGCUAGACGAAAGGGUUUUGCGUUUUUUGAGUCGUUCCGCAAGACGAAUUUCCCUAUGGGCUUGCUUCGCAAGACGAAACGUCUUGCGAGUUCUUGCGAGUUUGUUUCCUUUUUCUUAAAGCCGCUAAGCCGUUAAUAGCCGCUAAGCUGCUAAUAGCCGUGCUUCGCAAGACGAAGAGACUCGCGGAACGGAUUAAUUUCGUCUUGCGAGGCACCACUGUAUUUGCAAUUAAAAGAAUGGCAGUAUAGUGUACCAUAUAGACAUACAGAAUGUAGGCAGCCAGCUAACUACUCUUGUAGCCUAAUAUGGAUUUCAGAAUCACUAUAUGUUACCAUUUUUCUACUUUGUUUUUGCUUAUCACAAUCUUAAGUCUUCUAAAGCAUUGCCCAUUGGGACAAAAGCAGUAGCCAAAAGUAGUGCUUAAAAAGGCAACAAAAAACCUGAAGUGCUGGGGCACCGUAUUGGUGAGUACUGUCACAGAAAGUACUGCUUACAGGCAAACAUCUUGCGCCUCCUUAGAUUUUCCAGAAGCCUUGAUCUGAGUACCAGCAUCUUUGGGAGAUAGUCUUGGGAUUGAAUGCUUGGGUCUGAGAGUUCAAUUUUGCCUUCACAUAAUUAAAUUACCUUUAGGCUAGGAUUCAGCAAUUUUCAGUAGUGACCAAGAAUGUAACUGCCCUUGCCCAGUUUAAAAAAAAAAAAAAAAGUUACUUGGGCCUUCCUGGUUUGCUUUCUGAAAUGGAAGCAGAUUGAUUUCAAUCUGAAAACCUUCCGAAGUACUACAGGAGUCUAAACGUUACUUGGUGGAAUAAUGAUUUCUUUAUCGAGCACUUCAGGUUCAUUUUGCCUUUGUAAAUACUUACAGGACAAUGAAAGAUGUACACAAGUUUAUUAAUUUUAGUAGUGUUGAUAAUAUCACAUACCUCAUGUCACCUUACUGUCUGCACAAAAUAAUUUGUUCCAUGAAACUGCCAUGCUUCAGUAAGAAUGAUAUAAAAGGCACUAAGCGAAUGAGAGGUUAUAUAAUUCAUUUGGCCCGUGUUUACCAAAUUUAUUAUUAAAUUUCUAUACUGCUCAGUAGUGGAAUCAUCAAUAGAAAUUGAUUCAUGUUUGGAAGUAAUGAAUAGGCUCUCAUUUUUCUUUUUCUUUUUUGUUGAAGUUGGCUGAAAACACUAAUUGUGUUGAGACUGCCCUGUGGCAGUCUUAAAUGUUAAUAAAACAUUGUUUAAACACUUGUUGAGUAAGCAGUUGCAUUUAGUAAUGCUAGAAAACUAAGAAGAAAGCAAAACUAAGAUACUAUCUGACGGCUGCAAUGUGGUGCUUCACAGAUUUGUAAGGACUUUUGAGCUAAUUAGAUUUAAGCAAAGGCUUUCCUAAGAUAAUCACUUUGGGAGCCUUCUCUGGAGCCGGGCUGCUGAUAAUGUGUAGCUGAAGGUCAAACCUUCUACAUAGUAUUCUCCAAAGAUUAAACUGUGGGUUAUGAAAUGAACUAUUAGAAUAUUUCAAUUCCUGAAUGUUUCAAAAAAUAUUUUGCAGCUCAGACACCGGUGGUGGUGGUGGUGGGUGUUAAAAGCUUUUACUUUUCACCUACUUGUGAUGGCACAUUACUUCUAAAGUCAGCAAAAUAGCAUGUUGUAGUGGUACAAUUCAUUUUGGGAACACAAAGUUUGAUACCUUUAUGUAGGUUUGCAGCAUGUUGUCAUCAGAAUUUGUGAUAUUGACAAGAUGUGAAGCCAGGGUCUAUGGAUAGCGUCUGGAUUCUGGUUAGCCAUGAAAUAUAUCUUGAUUAAAAUGACACUGCUACAAAUGAAAUUAGUCAUUGCUUUUAAGGGGAUCUCUUUUAUCCCUAUGUGGGAAGAGAGACAUGAUUUUAGAAGGGUAGUGUUAAACUUUAAAUAUUGUUAACAUGCAGAAUGCAUGAGCUAGUAAGGCAUAGAGGCAACUUAAGUAUUCUAAGUCCUCAUUUCCCACACACAGACGCACACUUCAUUUCCCACCUUUGGGGGUUCCAAACUGCUACAUCACUAAACAUGUGCUACAAAGUCAACCUUGAACACCCUUCUCCCAUUUAUACUUUAUUACAAUCACCUGGGUUGAACAUGGAUUCCUUAGAGUCCAUCAGCAGAAUUGUGUACAUACUUCAAGAGAUAAUUUGUUGGCUCCACAGCUAAAGUAAAUUGUCUCCAAAAUAAUAAUUUCAAAGCUCCUCCUGGUGUUUCUUCCAUACUACCAACUGCACAGUAAAGGCCAGCACUGUGAUAUUUGAGCAGAAAUUCCUGUCACAUAUGCAAAUAGCUCUCUGUUCUGCAUUAGUGUAUCACUAAGCAAACCGACUAAAAAGUAAACCUUUUUUGUUUUUUCUUUGACUUAUGCUAUGCUACAGUGUCAAAAAGAAAACAAAUUACUGUUGUGAGUGAAGUAGACUGGGGUGCUUUCCAAGAGGUGGAUUACUCUCAGCUGGGAACUAUGUAAGGCAGCUUAAGUGACAUGGUGUGGGCACUACCAACUCUGUGCCACCACUUUUGUCUCUCAAAUCCUUCCAGAUGAGAUGUAGUAAUACAUUGCUUUAAAACAUAAUCCUGUUAAAAGGAGUAGUAAACUCCCCUUAUACCUUGUCGAUGACAAUGGGGCAUAAUACCUAAAUGUGCUGCGGAGGAGAUCUACCUAUCUUUCAUAGAUGUGUUGCUCACACUUCUUUUUACGCUGCCUUAUUACAUGGAGACUGUAUUUUUAGCUACCAUAGCUAAUGGUCAUUGCUAAACCUCCAUGAAUACGUCUUACCCUUUUUGAAAUAACAAUAAUAACAAUAUUUUUUUAAACUCUAAGUUCUGCAAGCAUUGUUGUCCUGUCCUGAGCCUACUGCCAGUUAAUUUUAUUUAGUGGCCCUACUACUUCUGUAACCUUAUAAGCUUUUUCCAUGUACACCCAACUAAACCAUAGCAUCCUCUUCAACCAUUGUUCAGUGUAAAGGUACUGUAAUUCAUUGAUCAUUUUAUAUGUUCCUUUUUAUGGUUCAUAGAACAAGAAUUGUACACAGUAUUCUUAAUGUGGCUGGACAGCACUCAUCUAAUGGCAUUAUGAUAUUAUCUGGCAUUUUAAUUGCUUUCCUAAUCAUUCCCCAAACUGAAUUUACUUCUUUCUCCACUGCAGCACAUUAAGUUGAUGUUUUCAGUGAACCUUUCAAAAUCUUUUCCUGGGUAGUAAAAAAAAUCAGCUUUCUUGAUGCGUAUGUAGAGCUUUUUUUUAUUGUUUUGCAUACUUUUGUCCUGCAUAUUUUUGUAAUUUCUUGAAAAAUUGUUAGAUGCCUCCAGUUAUAUCGAUGCUACCAGGCUGUCCCAAUGUUGUUUUCGAUCCCCAGAAUCUUUUGUGAGCGCUGCCAGUAAAGGGGUAUUGAUGACUGGUUAUAUAACUUGAUAGCCAUUGCUGGGUGAUCAAAGUUGCUUUCAAUGUAUUCAUGAGCCAAUCUGACACAUUUGGCUGCCCUUGUAUGACUUCUUGUGAUCUCUAGUGGCCAAUAGGAAUGGAGUUAUACUUAGAGAGAAAUGUUAUUUAUCCCCACAUUUAAGGGCUUGAGAUAUCAAAUACUUAAAUCUGAAUACAAAGGGCAUUCUGUUAAAAAGUGUGCCUAGUCCUCUACUUUGGGGCAUCCAGCUGGGCAAUUUCUAGCCACACCAUACUGAGUCCCAUAGUUCCUUUCACCAUUGUCAGCUGUAAGGAUUAAUCAGGAGCCAUCUUAGCUCAUGUGAGCAAGGGGGCACUUUCCCAGGAAGAGUGACAAAAUCUUUAUAUAUUGUAUUGGAGCAGCACCCAGCAGUCAGUUCCAUAGUGGUCUGAAAAUUGACAUCAGUCAAGUCAUCUGGAGAACUGAGCACAGUUGCAGCCCAUCAUAAUCAAGUGGGCUAAUGAAAAGCCCAAAUAGUAAAAAGUGCAUACAUCAUAGCUUCCCAGUAAUCCCUCCUGAAAUCCUCAGAUACCAAUAAAACCAAAAGUGAAGCCAAAAGACUGUCUUAAGCCAACAGGUGAUGGCCACUUUCUGGGUAAGCAUUCCCACUGAAUGAAAAGCCAUCUUUAAUCAGGCAAUUUCCUUAGAAUUGUCUAGGUCCUUAGAAUAGAUCUAGGUACCCCUUAUAUUUUGGAUAAGAACUUACGUUGCACUGCUUGCAAUACUGCAAUGUGUGAGUGGGCCCACAUGAGUGUUCCAUACAGCAGCCUUACAAAGCUCAAAAAAGUAGCUACUCCCGUUGCUCCUGCCAACCUAGCAGUUCGAAAGCAUGUCAAAGUGCAAGUAGAUAAAUAGGUACCGCUCCAGCGGGAAGGUAAACGGUGUUCUGGCGCUGCUCUGGUUCGCCAGAAGGGGCUUAGUCAUGCUGGCCACAUGACCCAGAAGCUGUACGCCAGCUCCCUCGGCCAAUAAUACUGGCCACAUGACCCGGAAGCUGUACGCUGGCUCCCUCAGCCAAUAAAGUGAGAUGAGCACCACAACCCCAGAGUCUGCCACGACUCGACCUAAUGGUCAGGGGUCCCUUUACCUUUACCUUUAAGCACAUACAAAUCAACUUAAAAACAGCAGCAGCAGCAUUUACAUAUAUAAAAUCAAUUUCAAAUCCAAUAGAGAUACCAGCUGGUAUUACAAUCUCCACUUAGAAGGUUUGUUGAAAAAGGAAAGUAUUCAGCAGGUGCUGAAAAGACAAUAGAGAUGACACUUGGAUAAAUUAUAUUUGGAAGGAGUCACAAAGGGUCGAUGUUGCGACUCUGAGGACCUGAUUCCAGCAUCAUGCACAAUGGUGGUAUCUGUUGAUUGCUGAGAGAGAUUGAUGUUGUGAGUGGUGUCUCUUCUUAGUAUAUGGGCAAGUUGAAAAUGUUAAAACAUUUGAAUCCUUUUGCAUUUCUGCUGGGAGGAAGGUUUCUGGAGUUAAUUUUAAGACUGAUUAUAUCAGAUAUGUUGUUCAGAGGUAAAAUAGCUUGAAGACUGCCUUGCUUUGGUUAACGUGGCCUGUUAAGUUAGUUAUUUACAUAGCAUGGUGGCUUAUGGUAGCUAGAGCAUGUCCAUAAAGCAGAGGUCAACAAGGUUCAUCUUGCCUGGGCCAGAUCAGUUCCGUGGAGAUCCCUUCGUGGGUUGGAUCGCGUGCGCGCAUGAGCGUGCACACCUGUGAUUUUCGGCAUCUGCGCAGACGCGAUUUCCAGCACCGCGGAAGUGAGUCCCCGCUCCGCUCUGCACUGAUAGCUCAAUUUGGGGUGGCUCGUGGGCCGGUCAAAUGACCUCUGCGGACCGCUUCAUACCCCUGUCAUAAAGGAAGCUCAGUCCUGACUUCAGCUUAUAGCCAGAAGCUCAGGAUAUGGGUACAACUGAGUAAGCUGAGUGAGUGUGCUUUGGAUCUGCAAAAUCUCAGUGUAAAAGUAUCUCCAUGUUGUCCCCAUUGAGUACCUUUAAUUAAUAUUUUCAAUUUAAUGUAAAGUUAUUCAAGUUGAUACCAAGAAAAUUAAACUGCAUGUUGGUGAAUGGUGAGACUAAAAGAUUUAAAGGGUAUAUUAAUUUGAGUCUUAAAGCAUCCUUUAUUCAAUUAUCUUACUACUAAGAAACUUGAACAUUUCAUUUCACCACCUUAGUGCUGCAUUUGUGAACUCAUUGAAUUAUUAUUUAUAUAACACCGUUGGUAUGCUUGGUACAUUCUGAUGAUUGAGAGGACAGAUCGAGAGGCAUUUACAAUUUAAAAUUUUGGCACAGUGGAAACAGGAAGAGAGGCAGGGCAAGCAAUAAAGCAGUAUGUAAGAGGAGAACCAGCAAGGGCAGCAUAGCAGAGACCUAUGGCUUAAAGAGAAUAAAGAGAGAGUGUGUGACCAACUGAUCAAAUGCAAGAGAGAUAAAGAAAAAUGAGGACUGAAGAUUUUGCUUUAAAGAGCAAAAGAACAAUUUCAGUGGCAUGCAAAGAGUGAAAACCAGAUUUGGGUGGGGGGGAGGUCAAGAGUAGACUUGGAAGGGAAGUCAAAAAGUUAAGAGUAAACAGGCAAGCACAUUCUAGAAGUUAUGGAGGCAAAGGAAAAAGGAAACUGGGGUGAUGUGGAGAGGAAAGAUGGACUAAGGAGUGCUUUUAUAAGGGAGAAUGAAUGCAGGAGGGAAAGAGCCACAGGACAAAGAGGAUGAUUAUGUGGACAAGAGGAAUGAUAAUGGUAAGGGAGAUAGCAACCAGGAAAUGGGAGGACAGAGGAUUAGUUAGCUGACUAUAGUCAAAAUAGUGGGUAGAGGGAAGAGUAGGAAGAUGGGCAACUGGUAGGGGGCAGGAAGGUGGAUUGGAAAGCUAGUUUGGUAUUGAAGCCUCAAGGAGGCAAAGUUUUGGUAAGAGAACAAGGAGUGGAUGGGUAAAUGAUGGGGUAGGCCUUGGCAGAACAUUAGAGGUAGAGAAGAGGCACUGUGUAUCAGAGGUGUCAUAGUGCUGCUUAGCCAGAUGCAUAGCAGACAGUAAAAGGCUGUGAUGCUUCUGUGAGCAAUGUUGAAUCUUGUUGCUAUGAUCUUCUUUCUUUUGCAGAUUGUAUUCCCCUUUCAUUUGGAUUGGAAUGAAGGAACCAACAAUGGGAUUGCACUCAAGAUAACACUCCUGGAAAGGGUAUCUAAUGGCUCUCAUCUUUUUUGGUGGUUUAUAUCUGCACUUUUGAUGGUUUUCAUAUCUGAAGGAUUUUCCUUUUGGAAAUAUUUCAAAUAAAAAAAAUUGUUCCUCCUUGGAAAUAACUUCUUCCUUGAACGCUAUACAUCAUGGGAGACAUGGCUAACAACUCGGUAGCAUACAGUGGUGUAAAAUACACUAUAAAAGAUUCCAAUCAUGGAGACUUUGGCAUUACACUUGAAGAGCUUCGUGAUCUUAUGGAAUUGCGUGCUGCAGAUGCUUUGCAUAAAAUACAAGAUUGCUAUGGAGAUGCACAUGGAAUCUGUACAAGAUUGAAAACUUCUCCAAAUGAAGGUAAGAAUUUCAAUUCAAAAAGUUACAAAAUUUGUGUUCAUUUAUAUGGGAAAUUUAUAUUGAAAAAUACUUAGGUCUGUAUAGAUGCAUUCAUUGUUUGCCUAAGAUGUUUUACUGGUCAGUGACUGAAAUUCCUGGCCUGGAUCUACUAUAUAUAUAUUUUUAAUUGUCUGUACAUUUAUACAGUGGGACACCACUUAAGAGAUAGUAACAAAAUUUGGGACAAUAGUUAUUGAGGUAGAAGAACAUAAUACAUUUGAUGUAAAAUUUGACAUUUUCAUUUUUGGUUAGUCUUUUUUGAUUGUACCAGGUUUUUAAUAAGAUGUUGAUUAAAGCCUGCUGUUAUCUUACACAUUAGUUUACAAGAAGUUUGUGAAGUUACAAAUGUUGGACAACUUAAGGUGUUGUACAUAAAAACUUUGUAGAAAUAUAUAUCACAACUUCCCUGAAUAUUUAAGGUUAACCUAGCACAAAUGCCUUGCAGCUUGCAGCUGUAACUUAAAUCAGCUGUACUUAAAAUCCACUCAGAAGUUACAUCUUAUGCUAUUUCAACAUUUAAGGGGAUGGUUGUUAGAACGGGUUGUUGAUAGGCGCUUCAAAUUAAAUCCUUUAAAUCUUGUGUGUCUGCGUGUUGGUAAAGGUAACAAAGUAAAAUGAGCUGUUAAUGCAGUCUUCCCCAGCCAGGUUGGGACUAAAACUCCCAUUAGCUAUGCUGACUGGAUCCAAUGAGAGUUGUAGUCUUAAACAUCCAGAGAGCACCAGGUUUGGGGAAGGGGUUUCCUUGGAGCAAGAGGCACAUGCACUGAAUUUGGGGAAAACAAUGUUGAUUUUUUUCAGUCUAGGGAACUUGUGUGUGUAGGCAAUGAAACCUUAGUUUGUGGUAUGUGUUUAAAUGUACUAUUUUAAACAUUUUCUUUCGAGGAAAAAAUAAGAUAAAGAUAUAAAUAAACCAUUCAAGAUAGUGAGAUGGCGCUUUUCUGCUAAACCUUUGUUGCCUGUGGGAAGGGUUUCACAACUACCCAACUUCUUAAUAAAGCAAUUAAUUUGUCCACUCCUAUCCCAGCCUUUCCAUAAUUAGCAGGAUUUGAAAUGACUUUAUAAUUGGCAAUUUAUGUUUGGGCAUUAAACAAGUUCUCAAUGGGUGAAGACACUCAAUGCCAUCAGGUUAAGCUCACUGUUCUUGUUUUUGAAAUUCCACCAGUCACUAGUUUCCAGACAAAAGGAGGAAACCUUUUAUGUGCAAUAUUUCACUUCCAGCAAUCCAAAUGUUUUUCUGUAAACACUUCUAGUUACAGUUGUGUUAAAUAUCAGUUGUGUGCCAUGCUGGAUAACAUUUUAACGUUCUUAAACUCAUUGUUCACAGACUGCCUUGUUUCCCCUCAAAAUUUGUGGAAUCUGAAACUCCCUAAAUGAAUUUUGUUUGGGGCUAGUAGUCUGUAUUACUUACUCAGAACAGCCAGAAAGACAAGACAAAUGCAAAAGUGUUAAAACAGAUACCUUGUAAAUCACGGAAUUAUGAAAAUGAGCAGGCAUAUCUAUGAGGUGUGCUUGUUGUUUUUCUUGGAGCAGAGUGCCUCCAGUGAGAUAUCUCUAAUGUUUGGUUGAAAAGAAUUUUGUCUUGAAAUGUACAGGCACCAAACUCUGUAAGGUAGUAUCUGUUUCCAGGUUCUAGCACCCUGCAAUGCUUAGGUAUCUUUUGCUAAACCCUUUUAUCUCUAUUGAAUGGACCGUUGCUUUUUAUGGUAUAGUAGCCUGAAGGAAGAGAAGUGUUUCCUUUUUCCUGCUGCUAAUAAUUCCUUCUUGAAUAAUUCCUUCCUGUAGCAGGAAAAAAUGUAGUGAUUGCUGUUCCAGCUUUUGUAUUUUUUUCCUUUUCUCAUUAAUCCUUGGAGCAGAAUUUUGAGACACAAUGUGAUGAAUAAAUAUUGCUCCAUUAAGUUUUAUAUGAAAGAGUAGGGCAGGAUAUCCCAGCUUGCAGGGAUUUCUACAUUAAAAAGUGGGGAGAAUCCUUUUUUUGUGUCUCUAAUAAUUCAUUAGAAAAUAAUAGAAUGGAACUUGUAAACUCAUUUCAAUAUGGAUAUAUAGUCUGGCCUGAAUUGUGUUAAAAAUAUCAUCCAUGUUGGAUAAGAAAUGAUUCUUGUGAGAGGGCUGUCAACUGAAGCUUUCAACUGAAGAGCUAUUUAAACACCCAAGAAGCUUUCAGUAGUCAUGGUGAAGGUUACCCAGUGAGUCUGCAACUUGCUUCUAUAUGUACUACACUCAUCUUGAAAUGUGGAUGAGUAUGAAGUCCGGUUGAAUAGUACAGAAAUACCACAGAUGGGAAGUGAUAAGAUGUGUAAGGGAGAAACCUGGACUUGUUCCAGCUAGUACUGAACUAAUGAAUUAGCAGAAAUGCAGAAUCUGGCUCACCGAAUGACUUGCUGAGUGAUCCUUUCCUACAUGAGAAGGAUUAGUUCAAAGGUGAACCAUGUAGAUCUAAUUGUUGAGGCCAGAUAUACAAUUUCCGCUAUCCUUAAAAUAAAAAUGUAUUUGAAGCCUAUGUGUUGGCCCUGCCUAUUAUUGCACUAUGGGCUUCUGUGUAAUAUGUAAUAAGGAAAAGACCCCUUAGAGAUGUACCGGUAGCUUUGCUUCCUCCUGAUGUUCAGCAUCUAGAUGGGUGUUGCCAUGUUGUGCAUUGUGGUUAUAAAAAGAAUUACUUUUGUAUUGGGAAAACAGAAAUAGACUUCUGCUUAACUCUCGUGUUUGUUGAACUCAAGUUUCUGAAGUGACUAGGAAUUUCAGCAUAUACUGGAAUGAUGUGCUCCAAAACAAAUGCUUGGCUUUCUUGGGAAUUGCUUUUUUUGGACUCUGCAGCACAUAUAUUUGUGGGGGAAACUCAAAUAAAACCACUAUUAGUCAAGCAACACUGUGGGUAGGAGAAAUCUGCAGCUAUCUUUUCCCCAUGUUAGAAACGUCUACAGUAGAGUUCCACUUGAUAUUGAUAUUGUAACUUCUAGAAAGCAUAGGACAUAAAGAGUCCUGUUAAAUUUACCAAGUACCAAAAAAAAAAAAACCCCACUGUGCAACAUAUACUUAAGGUGCUUGUAGAAUUACAUAGCAAAAAGGGAUUUGUUAAGUGAUGUAUAGAUAAUGAAAUUGCUCUAAAAUUGUAUUUUUCUUUUUAAUAUUUAGGCUUAAGUGGAAACCCAGCAGAUAUAGAAAGGAGAGCAGCUGUGUUUGGAAAGAACUUUAUACCUCCUAAAAAGCCAAAAACAUUUCUUCAGUUAGUAUGGGAAGCACUACAGGAUGUUACAUUAAUUAUAUUAGAAAUUGCAGCCAUAGUAUCAUUGGGCCUUUCUUUUUACCAACCACCAGGAGGGAAUGAAGCAUGUAAGUAAAGAGUUUGUUUCUUUAUACUUGUGUACCUCAAAAUGUAUUUCAGAGUUUGGGUAUUCUCUGCCAGUUUAUGUAUUGGUUAUGUUGUUGUUUAUACCCUUCUGUCUUGGGACACAAUGGAGGCAUGUGCCUUUGUGGGUGAAGUCAAACAUCGGAAAGUUAUAGCAGCUGCUGUGGCUGUAGAGACUGAUAUGGAGGAGACAUGUUUGGUUGCAGCUGGGGCAGAUGAAGGUGUCUAGUUGUGCUGUUGCAGAUGCAGCAUGGCGUUUCUUUUCUUUUCUUUUCUUUUUUGCACUCCUCCCAGCGGUCAUUCCUCCUCUGGUGUGGUUACAUGACCUGACUGUCUGUCUCCAGGCACUGCGGUCGUCUGCAAGAGAUUCCCACAUGGCAGGCUUGAUGUUGCCAGCCUUCAUGUCUCGUUUGCAGUAAUCUUUGUAUUGCAGAAUUGGUCUGCAUGAAGCCAUUAAGUUGUUUUAUUGCUUUAUAUAAUAAUUGCUUCAUAGUACAAUUGUAUGAUAAGCAAAUUCUGGUUCAAGUGCUGAGUAGAAUGACUUCUAGUCAGCACUUGAACCAAAUAUUUAAAGUUUUGUCACAAUGUAUUUGCUAAGAGAUUGUUGUAAUUUUGAGGUAUACUCUUUAAUAUCCCCAAAUAUAAGGUGUACUCAGAUUUCUUUCCUGGAGUGAACCUAAGCUAAUGCUCUCUCUUCCUUGCUCUCAUCAAGAAGGAGAAAUGUACAUACAGUGGUACCUUGGUUUAAGAACAGCAUAGUUUAUAAAUAACUUGGAUUAAGAAUGCUGCAAACCCGGAAGUAGGUGUUUUGGUUUGUGAACUUUGCCUUGGAAGCUGAACAUGUUCCACUUCCUGUUGAGUGUGUUUCAUUUAUAAAUUGAGUCCCCCGCUGCUAUGGGAAAGCACACCUUGGUUUAAGAAUGCUUUGGUUUAAGAACAGACUUCCGAAAUGGAUUAAGUUCAUAAACCAAGGUACCACUGUAGUUAAAUUGAAGCAUUGGAAUACAGGAACUUCUGGCUCUCACACUGAAUUAUCCCUUGAGAAAGGAACCAGAGCAAGAGAAGUGGGGGCAGGCUCACUCCUUACCAAUGAAAAGGGGAGGCUUUUUUACUUGUGGCACCAGUGUUGUAGAAUGCUCACCCUGCUGAAAUAAGAGAAGCCCCAUCAGUAUUGGUGUUCCAUCAGUUCCUAAAGGCAUAACACUGUAGGCAAACAUUCCCCUGAACAGAACUUCUAAUCGUAUUCUUUUAGCUAUAUUUUAACGGUUCAGUUGUUAUACUUUUUAAUGGGCUUGCUUGACUGCAUACUUUAAGAAUCUUUUCAUGCCCCAUUCAAGUUGUGUUGUGCAUUUUAAUUAUGUAUAAAAUUUAUAAUUGAUUUUAUAGUUGUAAACUGCUUAGGAGCUUUUGACACAGAAGCAGCAUAUAAAUAAGCACUACUUCCUGUUCUUCCAGUAAAAAGCAAAUGUUGGCAUAAAACGAAUCUGCUAAAUUGUGGGUCUUAACAGUUUAACAAUUGUACCAAGGCUGAUACAUUUUUCCCCAGUAUUUUCCACACUUUAACAUGAAAUCUUGAUGACAGGAUAAGUGUCUCCAAGCAUUCAGUGAAUGUGCACCAUGGACUCUGUUUAGAGAUUCAGGUUUCAGAAGUUGCAUGAUGACUACCAUGGCAAAGGCUGGUGCGCUAAAUAUGACUGAACUGGCAUGCUAGUAGUUCAGAUAAGUCACCUUGUCACUUGUCCUUUUAAAAAUUACCUGCUGCCCUUCUUAAAAUCAGUGCCUACACUUUUUUUCUCUUUAAUCUCUUUUGCCUUAGAUUAUGGCUUAGAAGGUCCGCUAAACUGAGCUUCCUGCAUGUCUCAAGCAUGUUGCAUUUCUGUACAUACCUUUAUUUUGUGUAUUGUUAGAUAUGGUUGCUUUUUUCCUGGGGUGGGGUGGAGUGGAAGUUGUGCCUAGCCAUGUAGCUCUAGAGAGUCCUCACAGCUAUUUACAAUAAAACAUAAGCACUCCAAUUAACUUGAUACAACCAUGCCCAAGCAUCAGAAAUCAUCCUAAAAUGCUUGCGUUGUAUAUUACAUAGCAGCAGCAAUAGCAGGCAAAAUGUGUUGCGGGGGGAGGGGUCUGGCAGUAUUGCUUUAAAGCCUACUCAUUGAAUAAAGGCCUUAUUUUGCCACAGAUCUGAAGGGUAGCAGUGGGAAAGGUUUUCACCCUAUUUCUAGAAGAAGAGACUAUGACUUCGGCACUGGGACAGCGUGCAGUAAUACUGUUGAAAAGAAACUACUGCUCAUACAUUACUCUGGUCUCAGAAUAUGUUUGGAAUUGGGUCCCUCCUGACAAUUUUUGGGUGUGGGGAGAAUCAUUUCCUUAGGUCAGUUGUGAGGAACUCAUAGCCCUCCAGAUAUCAUUGGACUCAUGCUCCUAUGAGCCCCAGCCACCAUGGCCAGUGAUCAGGGAUGAAUGUUGUUAUAGUCCCGCAACAUAUGGAGAGCUACAAGUUUUCUGCUGCUGCUUUGGGUAAUCUGGACCGAAGCUAUUUACAGCUUUAAAGGUUAAAAUUAGCACUUAAAAUUAUGAACUGAAAUAGGUUAGAAGUCACUGCAGUUGUGCCAUUAUAGGUGUGAAUGUGUUACCAAUGGCUAUGUAAUGCACUACUGCUUUUGGAACUAACUGAAGUUUCUGGAUGUUAUCUGAAUGCACCCAUAUGAUGGCCUAGUUUAGACAAUCAGAUCACUGAUUAAUAAAUCUGGAUGUGCACAACCAUCAUGUACUCAAAUGUAGCCCUUUUGCUUCCACUUCUUUCUUUGAUCAAGUGGAAAAACAAACCAGGCAGCUGCAGUUAACCAUGGCUUUCCAUUAUAUGUAAACCAAGAAUUAUGGUGGUUAGUGACCUCUGAAGAAGCCAGGAUUGGAUCACAUGAAUGGGCUAUAUGAGGUUCAUGCAUAUCCUGACUUUCUAAGCCAGGAUUUGAUUAAACGUGGUAACAGAGUCUACCCUCAUGGUUAUCAAAGCAUGUUUGAUGCAGCAGAUACUGUCUUCUUUGAGUGGGUGUAGUUGGCCUACAAACCUAAGAAGGUAUAAAGCAUUCUUGGCUAUGGUGACUAACUGAGAUUCUAGGAAUAGCAUCUCUUCAUGCCCAGUUCUUCAAGGAAAUUAAGUCCUCUCCAGAACUGCUGGUUCCUACAUCUGUAGGAGCUAUCGCCAACAAUAAAAUGAGUCUAGCCUAGAUUUCUUUAUCAUUUAUUAUUCCUUCAGUUCCUUUUAUCAUGCAUUCAGUUGUUAUCCAUAGGUACCAUUUAAAGAAUUUAUUACCUCGUGGAUCUACCAAAAAGGAGAAAUAGGAUGUAAUUACCCCCCCCCCCUUUUUCAUAUUACAGUAUCUCUCAGUUGUUUCAUGUAAAUUUUAAAAAGUAUGACAGAAGAUGGAACUUUGUAGAAUAUCAUACAGCAUACCUCGCUCCACAGCUGAUUCCUGCCUGAUAGGUAUUGAAGUCACUGUAAUAAAGUGUAACUUCUAAGCCAUGACUUCGCAGAUUGUCUAAGUCACACUUAGACAGAACAACAACAUAUGAAUUUAUCAAAGCAGAAGUUGUCUUAAAAUUAAGUAGCUCAGGCUUCAUGUAGGUUGAUUUAAAUAGUUUCUCUCCUCCCUCACAAUUAUAGUUCAAGUAUUGGAUACUUGCAUUGUUUUCUACUAUACUGCAGAAUACAGAGGAAAGUAUGGAAUUUGACCAAUAACAUGUUUAUUCGUUUUCUAACUAAAUUUUUAUUACAAAAAUUGAAAUUAAUGGACCUAACAAUCAUGCUCGUUAAUUUAAAUGGGUUUAUUCUGAGUAAAACUUAGUGAAUAUUACCCUAAAGUUUUUCCCCCCCAUAAACUAGAUUGUAUUUAUCAGCUGUGGUGAUUUGUUUCCUCCACCAACCACUAUGGCAAGUGAUCUGACUAAAUCAUGCAAUGUCAAGCAUAUCACUGUGCUCUUAAUGCCUCUCAGGAACAGUGUUCUAAAGGGGAGGAGAUGAGAGAAAUCUGUUUUAUUUAAUUGAUAAAACACUACCUAAUUUCUAGCUGUUCCCAAUUACGUAAUUUGAUUCUAAGGCUGCUUGUUUUUGAAAAAUUCAACUUGUAAAACACAAUGAACCUUAGUUUAACAAAGGCUUCUCAGACAGCUGAAAUGCAGCCUUUAGGGUUUAAUUGGAAAUUUGAACAAUCUUUCAAAUAAUUUUAUAAUUUAAACUUAAGAAUGCCAUCAACAAAAGGGGAGUGAAAUCCGGAUGGGGUAUUUCCACCCACUCACGCCACUGGACAAGAAGAUGCAAAUGAGCAGGAGUCAUCUGAUUGGGCCAGAGGACCUCUCCCCAGUUCACUUCCUGCUUAGCUGCACUGCAGGACAUCUGUUCCCCACCCUGUCUUUUUACUAAGCCAGGGUGGGGUAGCAACUGGAUUUUUACCCUUUCCUUUGCUUUUAUUUUACUAACCCAUAGUGUAAGUGAGCCUCACUUAGGCCAUUUCCAAAAGGAAACCAAGGAAAAAGCAUAGGCAUGGAAGAAAUGGGCCAGAUGAUAUCCCCAGCAAAUAAUCACAAACAAUAGUAAAACUGAAAUGUGUCACCACCUCAUUUGCAAGAGCAGGGAAGGCUAUCAUCAUAAUUAAACCUAGUGAAUGGAUUUGUCAAAACCUGUCCUAGCCUGAACAGGUGAUCCACAAGUAUACUGUGCUGAAUGGUUUCAAAAGCUGUGAGAUCCAGGACAAUCAAAAAUUUCUUCUCAGGUUAACCCAAACUCAUUUAUUUGCAACAUUCCUGUAUUGUCAAAUAAAAAAUUUCUUCAGGCAGUUCACACAAGUUAAAACCAUGAAGUUGGUGUUAAAAUAAUAAACAGUCAAAACAGCAACAUAAUAAAACCAGCAACAGAAAACAAAUAGUGCAACACGUUUCAGUAAUAAAACAAACACAAAAAGCCUGGGAAAAUGAAAGGUCAUUACAAGGUGUUGAAAAAGACCACAAUGUAGGUAAACUCCUGGGGGGUGGAAAGUUUUCCAUAAUGGGUACCACUACUGCAAAUGCUCUUUCCCUUGUGGCUUCCACUUCAGCUGAUUUGGCAGGGACAUAUAGAAGUGGGCCUUCAGGUAAUGAUCCUUCAGGUAAUUUGGCUCUAAGCCACUUGCGACUUUAAAUGUUAAUACAAGCACUUUGAAUUGAGCUCAGAAGCAGACGAGAGCAAACCCCACAGGAAGUUAUCAGAACAUGAAUGACUAUAGCAAGACUAUCUUUGUCCAGAUAAUAUCAUAACUGGUAUAUCAUUUUGAGCUGACAAAAAGGUUCUCUGAACUACCAAGGAUGCAUGUGCAUUAAGAGACAGUGCUGGAUCCAGGAACACCCUCCAGACUGUGCUUCUGUUCCUUUGGGGAGAGUGCAACCUCCUUCAAAACAGAUUGUGCACCACUCAGCUUGUUGGAUAGACCACCCACUAAUAAUACGUCUGUCUUGUCUAGAUUGAGUUUCAGUUUAUUGCCUCUUAUCCAGUUCAUUACCAUGCCCAAGCACUGAUUCGUAAUGUCCACUGCCUAACCUAGUUUUGAUAGAAAGGAGAGAAACAGCGAGAGGUCAUAUGUAUAUUGGAGACAUCCAAGGCCACGCCUACAAAUAACCUCAGCCAAAGAGUUCCAAACAGGCUCAAGACUGAAUUUUAGAACUGAAACAUGACUAGCAGUUCUCUUGUUCAGGCAUUCCCAUCAUUACCCUAUUCUUGGGCGGAAAGUAAUCUGAUCUGGAUGAUUUGUUUAAACUCUGAACCAGAUAUACAUGCACUGGAAAAAGAUAACAUAAUGAAUGUACUGCCCAUCAGUGUACCUUUUAUGUCAAACUAUUGCCAUUCUUCUCACAUCUAGAGUUCUGCAUGAAUCAUUUAAUAGAUAGUUGGAGAGUUUAAAAACAUACCCAUUCUCUCUCAUUUCUUUCUUCUUUGACAUCAGUUGAGUCAGUUCUUUGGGCUAAAUAGGACUACCCUUUGUCAAAACUUCAAAAUAGACUUAAUCCACGAAAAUGAGUAAUACUGACGUGACCUCCACUAGUGGGGUGUGUGUGUGUGUGUGUAUCAGACUUAUUCAUGGUGAAUAUUUUGCUCCAAAUCAUGAAAACUUAACCACCUCUCUAAUUUGUUGUAUACUGACAGUUACAUUCUUUUUAUCCUUGGCUUUAAUCUGUUAGAACCUAGAAUAUAUUAUUGGACAGAAUGGAUCAGACUCUUAUCUUGAAAUAAAUGGAAGAGAUUCAGGGGCGAUGUUCUUGGUUGAUCAAAUUUGCUUACAUAUUGAUCCAUAAAUUUCGUAGUACUCUUCCAAGAGUUGGUCCCCAUCAUGCUACCUUUUUAUAAGCCCAUAGCUGCUAAAAAGUGAAUAUGGGAAUCUGUUACAUGCAACGGAAAAGGUAGAAACUUUAAAUCCUAUGAUCACAAGAAAAGAAAUUUAAGUAUUGCUGUAAGCUCUGCUACCAGAACUUUUAGUUAUGGACUAGACUAGUGGGCAAAGGUGAAAGGCAGGGAAGCUCUAUGCAAUGUGAAAACCCCUCUGUUUUUCCCAGCCCACUUCUGCUUUAAUUGUUGAAAGCUCCAAGCUCAGCAUGAGAAGAAGGGGGAGGUUUAAGGAUAUUUCUCCAGAAACACCCACACACCCUGCGUGGGCAUAGAUACCUUGGCUGUGUACAUACCAGAGUCCUAAUGCACAUGUGUGUCACACAGAUCUGAUUGUUCCGUGUGUGCUUUUGCUCACAUUCAUCUACACAUGAGCAUUCAUUUGAACUCUUUUAAGUAUUUUAUUGUCUACGCCAGUGGUUCCCAAUUAACUAUGCUCUGCAGACCCCCUGUUUUUGAAUAGCCAAGCCAUGGACACCCUACUUUUGAAAAUGUUAUGGUAGUUUUUGUUACGUAAAUGGUGCUGUGGACCCCUUGGUGUCCGCAGACCACCAGUUAGGAGCUACGGGUAUGCACUAGUGUGGUGUGCUUGAUAGGAUGUAUUCUCACUGUGAGUUGUUGUCCCCUCCCCUCAAUUAGUACUUCCUUACUUGUCCCAGAGUUCCAGAAACCUGAGAUCCAUUGUGGGUAUGUGCACAGGUAAUUGUUUACCUGUGCCUUGAGUAAUUUUAUUUUUAUUAUUGAGAUGCAAGUUUUCCCAUGUACUAAACUUGAACAAGCUGUGAGUUGAAAAGAAUGUCUGUUGUACCACAGUGGAAACACCAAAUUAUAUUGGGGGGAAUGUGGACUGCCACUUGGAUGACGACUGAAUAAUGUGGAUGACAUGAAAAGUAUGCUCAUGUGGAAUGCAUUGAAUGCACUUUAAACUGCUGUGUAUAUAUAACCCUUGUGGACUGAUACAUUUAAUCUGAAUAAUCCUAUAGCACUUGUAAUAUAGUGGUAGGAUACCACUGUCAUGGUAGCCUAAUUGCAGCCACAUAAUAUGAACAUUAACCAUAUUUUUUAAACUCAAGCUUUGUUGUAACCUUAGGAAAGCUGUCAAAGCUAGUGUGCAUUUGAUAUGGGGCCUAAGUCAGUAUUAUUGGGUUUCUUGUGUAAUAAAGUUUGGAUGAUAAAUUUCAGUUUUCAGAUUAAUGCAGAACAAUAUUAAAAUUUGAGUAUGUGAUGCUGAUUAUUUGUUUACUUUUUCCAGUAUGUGGAACAGUAGCAGCUGGUGAAGAGGAGGAUGAAAGUGAAACAGGGUGGAUCGAAGGAGCUGCAAUUCUCCUGUCUGUCGUUUGUGUGGUAUUAGUCACAGCUUUCAAUGACUGGAGUAAAGAGAAACAAUUUAGGGGAUUGCAAAGCCGCAUUGAACAAGAGCAGAAGUUUACUGUCAUCAGGGGUGGCCAAGUCAUCCAGAUACCUAUAGCUGACAUAGUUGUUGGUGAUAUUGCACAAGUAAAAUAUGGUAAAUAUACUUAUUUAUGAUGUCAUCUCUGGUAACUUCUUAUUGAAUGUAUUUUAAAAGUACCAUUUGGGCUCUUUCUUUUUUAGGUGACCUUUUACCAGCAGAUGGUGUACUUAUACAAGGAAAUGACCUCAAAAUUGAUGAAAGCUCACUGACUGGAGAAUCUGAUCAUGUUAAGAAAACAUCUGAUCGAGAUCCUAUGUUGCUCUCAGGUGAGUGAUCAAAUGAUAGCGAAGAACUGGGCAUGAGGUAUUUUGGAAACUGGACAAAGUUUCCUACUUCAAGAACUAGGUUAUGUGAAACACUGUCUUUCUAGGUGACAGCAUGCUAAGAUCUAGUACUCUUAUGUAUUAUGUAUCAUGCUUUUAACCUUCUCAGGGCCGGAAAGAUGGGUCUUAACAACAGGUAGGAUUUCAGACAUACAAGCAUCGUUUAAUGUGAUUACUUUAAGCUAGUGUGCAUCGCUGAAAUGUCUCAACUUUCCAUAUUUAUUAAACACUGUUCAUAGGGUAGUUUUAUUAGACUCUAGUAAUAUGGAUGCGGUGACCCCCUGAAUUAAGUCAGCAUGCCCUCAUUUAGCUCCUCAUCAAUGAAAUAAAAGAUGAAAUUAUUCAAAGCCUGAAGUGAGUUAUAUGGUUAAGACUGCAGAAGUACUGCAGAGCCUUCCAGUUGACAGAAUUCAGUUGUGCAAAUAGGCAGCUAUUGUUUUCCACUAUACCCCAGAGACUCUGCAGAUUUAAACCUUAUUGCCAGUCUCGAAUUAACUGGUUCACUAUCUUAUAUAGUAUAGCCAUGAACAAUAACAAACUGAACGGUCUCCUGAGCAUGUUGAUAUUUCUCUGUGGCCCUGUUUGGCUAUAUAUCUGUCAGCACUCACUGCCUGAGUUUGCUGUUGGUGAUACUUACAGCUGCUCAGUUCAGUGCACUUGAGGUAGAUAGGCAUUAUCUUUGCAAGACAGUAUAUUUACAAAUCAUUUGAAAAAUAAUGGAUUUUAUUAGAAUGCUACCCUUAACUAGCCUAAUGGGGCUUGUCAGAGUGUGUAUCAUGGCCUAAGAUUUAAAGUAUUUCAGUAGAAACUCAGAUGUGCUCCAGAUAAACAGGACUGGUUGCAAAAGUGAGAUAUAUUAGCAGCUUAUGGGAAUACUGAAAUGUGGUCUUUUCUUUGGAAUUUGUUUUUUUCUUUUGGAAACUUUCUUCCCUAAUCAACUUGAUAUCAUGCAACUCAUUAUUAUAAUACAUGAGUGUGUUAAUAGUAAGAAUGUUAUGUUCUGUCUAAUGCUACACUGCAGUUUUGUAUAACUGUAAUAAAAUGUCUUAUAAAAAGCAAUUCUAGUGUAAAGGACUUUAGUGGAGAGCCCAACUUAAAUUCCUCCAGGGGCCACUUUCGUUUAUUAACCCAGCACGACUGCAUGGCAGCUGCAUUAACUACUGAAAAGCAUUUUUUUGCUACAGUUGUAACUGUGUUCAGUGCAUUCUGCUAAUCCCUUCUUGGCUUUGCUCCCAUAGUACUGUUUCUUCUUUCUCUGACCUCUGUUAAACAUCCCUCCUUCUCUGUGUGCCCCAUAGCACAUGCUGUGUCUUCACCACUACAAGUGUGCAGCCCAUCUGUUUCCCCACUUGCAAGUGUCUGCAUAACAUGUUACCAACUCAUUUUUCUCCUUUCUGUACCUCUGCAGUUCAGAACCCAUCUGUUCAUUCCUUUUCUUUCAGCAUUUGCUCCAUUUCUUCCAUUUCAUCUCACCCCUUAUGUCUGAUCUAUUGUGAUUGUGCAACAGUGCACAAUACUUUCACUCCCCUCAGCAUAUGAAUUGCUGGGAAAUCUGGAACAGGUGGACAAGGCAGCCUGGCUUGCUGGCUAGAUCACUAGAAGAAAACUCUGAAUCCAGGAAGGGAGGAAUAAUACAGGCAUAAUAUGGCAGAUUUACUCCCAUUUUACUUCCAGCUUAUUGGCUAUUUCUACAAAUGUGGAGAAAUGUGUUUAUACAAUGGAUUUUAUUUUAUUUUGAGAGAGAGUUAUCCUUUCAGAAGGUACAUCUCCAAGAAUCUCAAACAUUCCUUUCAGCUGCCCCAUCUCACAUUUAAUACCCCCCCCCCCAAAAAAAAAACCCAUAGGGAAUGGGAAAGUAGUUAAAGGAGAAAUUGGUAGACAGGUGCAAUGGCAGCUCUCAUCUUUUCCUGCACCUUAUCCAAAGCAGUUUUGGGCUACUUAAGGGUGCCCCACUAUAGUGCUGGCAAGGAAGGAUCAAGUGCAUGUGCCUUUAGUUCUUGGCCACAUUCUUAAAAUAUUGUGGUCAGAAACCAGAAAUGGCUGCACUAAGUUUUCAUUCCGAAAUGUGUGUUUAGUGGUUCUCCUGCAAGAAGUACAGUACAGCACUAUAUUUUACAUCAAGUGUGGAGAACCUUUGGCCCUACAGAUGUAGCUGAAAUAAUAAUAAUAAUAAUAAUAAUAAUAAUAAUAAUAAUAAUUUCAUUUCUAUAGCACUUUGUAUUUUUAAGAAAAAACUCUUAAAGAUACUUACAGCACAAUAAAAUAUUAAACAAAACAAUCUAGAAUAAAACAUAAGCAACACAUUAUCAGGAAACUAACAUCAUAGAUUUGUAGAGUUGGAAGGGAUCCUGAGGAUGAUCUUGUCCAACCCCCUGUGAUGCAGGAAUAUUCAGCUGUCCCAAAUAUGCAUGAGUUUUAGUGUUGCACAUCACAUUGUUUGUAACUUUGUUGUUCAGUAGAUUGUGCAACAGCAUUCUGUUGGUGCAAAGCAUUUCACCAGUGGAGUUAAAGUCACUUUAACUUAGUGUUACAUUGGAUGCAUCCCAUUGGAUGUAUGUGUGCAUGUGAACUUGGUAGGCAUGCAUCUUAUAUAAGCACAAAUGUAGCCCACAUGUGGAUUGCACAAAUCCUGCUCACCUGCCAGCUUGUUUUUCUGCAGCCUGCCCCCCAUGUGACUUUCCUUCAGCUAGAUUUGUAUAGGAGGAGCUUGGCUGGGGGAGAAAUAGUUGCAGGGGGAUUUCAGCAUGUAAAGGGUAACUGUUCUGGGUUUACUUGUGCACUCCUUUAUUGCUAAAAUUGCACACACACCCAUUCCUGAAAGAUUGUUAGGCUAAAAUGGGAGUAAUCCUAUGUAUGCUGUCCUGAGAAUGUAGUUGAAAGGUGGCUAUGAAAGGGGGAUAUAACUGCAAUAGUGCCAGUUUUUAGGCAUUUAUCAGUGAUCUUGCACAUCAGCUGUAUAUUGGUUAGCCAGUAGCUGGCUGUUGGUAGGCACAAAAUUUUCUAAUGGCUGUAGUCUUACUUAAUGGUUUUUAUUGGCUUAGCGUUUCUUGGGUAUUAUAAAACCCUUUACUUCUUUAUAUUUUCUGAAUAUCCUUUAUUGAUCAAAGGUGUGUUUCUGCUAUAGGAAAUUAAUGGAAGUAUUGUAACAAGUUUCUCGCUAACUUGUAGCAGAUGUCUGUCUGGAACUUUUCAUGAAUAUGAAUACUUUCACAUUUCAGGUACUCAUGUAAUGGAAGGUUCUGGACGAAUGGUAGUUACUGCUGUAGGUGUAAACUCACAAACUGGAAUUAUCUUUACCUUGCUUGGUGCUGGAGGUGACGACGAAGAAGAAAAGAAAGAAAAAGAGAAAAAGGACAAGAAAAGUAAGCAUGAACUUUUGGAUGGACUUUAGAGAUAUAUUUUGUAGUUGGCUUCUCUUCUGUAAGAAUGUCUGCAAGUGGUGUUGACCAUGCAGAAUGACAAUGUAGGCAGGUACAAAAUAACUACAUAGAACUCCUGCUUCCACUCAUUCCAUUGUCCAAGCGGGUAAGUUUGAAAAUUAAAUAGUCAAUUUUGUCUCUGAAGUCUUUCAAGUUAACAUUCCCAACUUGCUUCAGCUGACACUUCAUUACUCACUUAAUACAAUCACUCAAGUGCUCUUAACAGUAUCACAAAAAUAGGAUGUGUUAAGUGAGGCCUGUCUGAUAUUAGUAAACUCCAUAGAUUAUAGAGUGUUCCCUCUUUUAUACUAAAGGAAAAGACAUGAAUGGUUUUUUUUAUAUAUUUGAAGAAAGGCCAUAUCAUUUGUUGUGUCCCUUUUGAAGUUAACCCUCUCCUCUAGCCCCUGAGUUUUUUUUUUUUUAUUUUGUAAUACCUAUACAGGUGUAGGUAUAAUACCACAGCUGCCAUGGAGGACAAUAUUCAGAUAUUGUUUAAAAUUACACUGCUUCACCUGGAAACUGAUAUUCACCUCUUUGGUUUGUAUUGCACCUCAUAGAUGACCUGGCUCUAGCUCAGAAAAAAUUUUUUUUUUAGUGUGAACCUAAUCAACACUGAGAAAUCUCUCCACAUUUACUUGAAUUAAUGUCAAACUCACCUUUACUAAUCUUGAUAUGUCAGGACUUGCAUUAAUAGCAAUACUAUAAUGCGAGGCGGUUUAGGGCUGUAUACACUCCAUGCUUGUACUGGGUAAACCAGUAAAAGGAGUAGCAGAAGCAUUUCUUCUCAUUUCAUUUGAACUAUAGCUAUAAAAGAAUCUGAUUUGUUAUAAUCAUCCCCCACUUCCCCUGUUUAUCAUGAAUAGAAUAAAAACUCCUUGAGGUUGGGGGUAGAGGAAGAUUUCAACUUUUGAGCUUAUAACUACAGUGGUACCUUGGUUCUCAAACUUAAUCGGUUCUGGAAGUCUGUUCCAAAACCAAAGCAUUCCAAAACCAAGGUGCACUUUUCCAUAGAAAGUAAUGCAAAAUGGAUUAAUCCAUUCCGACUUUUAAAAACAACCCCUAAAACAGAAAUUUAACAUGAAUGUUACUAACAAGACCACUGAGCCAUAAAAUGAAAGCAAUAAUAAUGUUCUGUACAUACAAUACAAUAAAUACAAUACAAUACAUACAAUAAAUAAGACAGUAUUGUAGAUGAUAAAAAUUAAUUUUUUUUCCCUACCUGCACUGAUGAUAGUCAUUGUUUGGAUGGGGGGCUUUUAUCCAUUUCCGCAGUCACACAAUCAAUCAUAAAACGAAAAACAAGCCGCAGUCACAAAAAUGAAAAAGCCACACAAACAAAAAUAAAAAAUAGCAGAAACAAAAGCACCAAAUAUCACCUCAGAACACUGCAAUCAGAAACGGAAGGCUUUAAUUACAAUGGGGGGGGGGGGAGGACUUAAAUUAGUUGCGCAAGGGUAAAAUGGGAUAAAAAAUGCCUUUAUUAUGAUGGGGGGGCUUAAAUUUGCCGCACAAGGGUAAAACGGGAUGAAAAAUGCCUUUAUUACGAUGGGGGGGACUUAAAUUUGCCAUGCAAAGGUAAAACAGGAUGAAAAAAUCCUUAAUUACUAUGUGGGGGACUCAAAUGAGCUGCACAACAGUGAAAACGGAAGCUUAGGAGCACGUUCAGCUUCCGAGGCAAAGUUUGAAAACCGGAACACCUACUUCUGGGUUUGUAGCGUUCGGGUUCUGAGUUGUUCGGGAACUAAGCUGUUCGAAAACCGAGGUACCACUGUACAUAUGUAUUGUAAGCUUACAUAUGAAACUAAUCACCUUCCAGCUCCUGUCACAAUGUUCAGAGGCAUAAAGUUCCCCUAAAGCAUGGCACCUCUGAACAGUUGAACACUGUUACAUGUAAAGAAUUGCAGGCUUAUUCUAAGUGAAAUUAAACCUGAACAUUCCAACUGUCUUCUGAAACACAUUGGGAUCUGCACCUUGGUAUCAAGCAAGACAUUAUUCUAAACGUGUCAUUAGCAAUUAUGUCAAGUUUUUAAUAUUUAAUACUAGGCACAGGGAGAGCUGAACUUCAUGGGGAACGUUGCAGGAGAUUUAACCCUUUCUUUCACAGCCACAGUUGAAAUGAAAAUUGCCCCCUGCCACCAGUAGUGUCAAUGGGAGCUUUUUUUCCUAAGGUGAAUGGGGUGUGAGGAAGGAUCUUUAUUGAUAUAAUGACUGGGGAGGGAAGGGUUAAGCCACAGUUCCCUGCAUGCUGUGAUCCUGAUGGCUAUCAGCCCCUUUCCCAACCCUGGCAUUUAAAAGAACCUGAUUUAGUUGCUAAUACAUUUAGUAUGGCUUUAGAUUGGUAUGCAUCCCUGAAGUCCAGAAAACUGCUCAAUUACUGUGAAAGAGCCUGGUCCAGCACAGCAAUAAACGCUUACGCAGACUUCGCAAUUAUAAGAGAAAUUAUAAACAGUCUCCUCUUCAUGCUGUUGGUGCAGCAGUGCCCUUUAAGACUAGAUAAUUGAGCAGAAGAUCUCAUUAUCCUAAUCUAAAAGUGCUUUGAUCCUAGAUUUCUAAAAACAACUAUUUUUUUAUUGGCAGGUAAAAAACAAGAUGGGGCUAUUGAAAAUCGUAACAAAGGUAAUUAACAGUACUUACAACAUUAACUUGAUUUUUUGAGCAAGCCGGAUUAACCAUAACUUUUAGGCAAAAGUUGUGCAUCACAUUUUAAAACUAUACAUAGCUUAAUCUUGCAUCUAAUAUAUGUAACUAUCCCUCACAAUCUUAUGCUAGGAUAUAUGGAACUGAUGGAUUCAGCAAAUGCACCCUGUCAGUGGAAGCGCUGUGUAGGGACUUCCACUUGCACAAUGGAACCUUCUCCCCUUUCUGCUGUCUGUAUCCAAAAAAAAUGGCUGGGGGGGGUGGCUCAGGAGAACCCUUAGAACAGCAUGUGAGGGGAAGGGAGGAACAAUUGUUCCUUAUGGCAAGCUGCUUGUUAAAGCACAACAUUGAAUUCCUCCCAUAUUCUUAAAUAUGUUUAAGAGAUUGAAAAGGGACCACAGGCUCAUGUGCUCCUUCUCCCAACACAGAGCUUAAACUGCAGUUAAGAAUUCGAUCAGUGCCAAUAUUCACCAAAGUUAAAGCUAAGCUGGACUUUUGCUUAAUACGGAGUUCUAGCUGGGGUUCCAAGUGGCUCACUCUCAGAUGCGGCGGAGUGAGGAUGUAAUUCUGUGGCCUCCUCUCAAUCUGACAAUGGUUUUAUAGCAAGUCCAAGCCAGUUGAUAGUCUGAAAAGUCAGUAUUCUAUUGCCGUGUUCUGUGAGGGUAUAGUACUGUUCUUAUAAAUGCAGGAUUGUGUCUGAAAAUGGCAGCCCACUGUCACUUUCCCUUAGUGUACUUUCCCCGUCUCUGCUUGUGAUGUCCAGUGAGUGAACAUUUCAGCAACAGACCCAUGUUUAAUAUCACAAGGCAUUGUGCUGUAAUAAAUCUAUUUCUCAAAGCAAUUUCUUUCAUUCUCUGUGGCCUGAGAUGCAAAUAACUGUAUCCAGUUCUUUGUUUGCCAUGGACCCCUCUCUCAUGCACCCCAACCCUGUGGAGUACUCAGGUAAGAAGGGCAAUGAGUAGUGCCCUUCGUCAUUGUGUUGGACAUGUGCAGAAUGCUGUUUGUCUUUGUCUCAGCAGGAAUAAAGAGAACUCCACUAAACACCCCUUGAGUUCUCUGAACUGGAGAAAAACUUGGGGGAAAGGAUGCAUGUAUGCCUUCCCCCUGCAUUUGACAUGUGCCUAAAGCUAAGCAAACACCAUUCCUUUUCCUAGAGUUUUCUGUAGUUUGCAGAAUUUGGGUAACAGGAUUUUUGUUGGAGGCAUGCAAAACAGGCAAACAUGGAGUAGGGAGUCACUUGGUCACAUAAGCCAGUCUUGCUAUCUAUUCUUCACCCCUUUAAUUUCAGAAUAUUAAAUACAUGCUGCUCUAGAUAUAGAAUAAAUGUCAAUGACUAAAUCUUUAAUUUGAGGCUUACUCUAUAGUGUUAGGAGUGGUGGUUUAUCUAUUAUUUCCCCCCUUAAACUUAGCAAAAGCUCAGGAUGGUGCAGCGAUGGAAAUGCAGCCCCUAAAAAGUGAAGAUGGUGGUGAUGGAGAUGACAAAAAAAGAAACAAUAUGCCCAAGAAAGAAAAAUCAGUUCUUCAAGGAAAGCUCACUAAGCUAGCAGUUCAGAUUGGCAAAGCAGGUAUGGCUUAUUUAGUGUUCAUCCUUAAUGCCAGAUUCUUAAUGAACAAGCAUUCAACUGUAGAUCUUUUCUCAAACUUAACUUUGUAUUAAAAUUUUGAAAUGAGUUUUUGAGACCUAUUUUUAGAGUUUUGUCAAUAAUAUGAAUGAUUAACUGGUUCUCAUCUCUUCCUAAAAGGAUUGCUGAUGUCUGCAGUCACAGUCAUCAUUCUUGUAUUAUAUUUUGUAAUUGAUACCUUCUGGGUCCAGAAACGUCCUUGGCUUGCUGAAUGUACACCAAUAUAUAUUCAGUACUUUGUAAAGUUCUUUAUCAUUGGUGUUACUGUCCUGGUUGUGGCAGUUCCAGAGGGUCUUCCACUUGCAGUUACUAUCUCACUGGCUUACUCUGUAAAGGUAUGUGUGAGAAACCUAUGCUUUUGUAUGGUAGUACAUUAUAUAGUAUAGAUAUAUGUUCAUAGAUGUUUUUCCUAAGAAACUGGAUCAAUGAACUGUUUUUGAAUGGUUUAUCUGCUUGUUCUGUUGGUUUGUUCUGCAUCAACCUAUCUUUACAAACACUGUGGUCAUAAAGUAAUCACUCAGCAUUAAAUGUAACUCUUCCAAACACAAGGAAUAUGCUUGUUAAAAUAACCCUUACAGUCGGUGCAUCUGUCAAUUGAUUUUAUCUUUACCCUCUGGGUACUAAUUAUAAAGCUUAAAUAUGGGAUAUCCAUUGAAUAUUUAUUAUUGAGGAAUCUCAACCUCAGCAUGCACAAUGACAAGUGAAUUCUAAAAAUGUGUUUAAUGCUGUUAGACUGACUUAAUCUCUUUUUUAUAGAAAAUGAUGAAAGAUAAUAACUUGGUCAGACAUCUGGAUGCUUGUGAAACAAUGGGAAAUGCAACAGCCAUUUGCUCAGAUAAAACAGGAACAUUGACAAUGAACAGAAUGACGGUAGUCCAAGCUUACAUCAGUGAAAAACAUUAUAAAAAAAUUCCUGAGGCACAAGCUAUUCCUGAGAAAACCUUGUCAUACCUUGUAACAGGAAUCUCUGUAAACUCUGCUUAUACUUCCAAAAUCUUGGUAAGUGUGUAUUGGAAACUAUUGAUUCAGUGGUAGAGUUAAAGCAUCUCCCAUUGAAACAAUAGGUCUCAUAACUUUUGAAGGAUUGUUCUCAUUUAAAUUCUUCAGAGUUCUAUAAUAAACAUGUUUACUAAAGUCAUAUAUGUCAUAUAUGUACAUUACUGAAAGAUUACUAAGCUGAUGGGAAAGCUUUGAUCCUUCUGAAUAACUAUUGGGAAUAUACCAUAUUUUUCCGUGUAUAAGUGUAUAAGACUAGGGUUUUUUACCUAAAAAUUAGGUUUAAAAUUGGGGCUCGUCUUAUAUACGGGUAGUGCUGAGGGGUGUUUUCUUAAUUUGGAGUCCCCAAAAAUAGGAGGCGUCUUAUACAUGGGGAAGUCUUAUACACGGAAAAAUACGGUAAUUAAAAUGAAUGUUAAUAUGAUAUUUGAGCUUCCUUGGCUAAAUAAUUUUUUGGCAUUUGGUUUUUGAAAUGCCAAAUGGCUCUACAUUGCUCUUCUCAGCUCUAAUGCAUUUUGAGUUGAAAUGUAUUUCCUGGGAUAUAGCAAUAACAAUAAAAGCAUAAUAAUAAUAAUUUAAAAGUUUGUCUAUUUUCUGGAUAAAAUAGCAUCAAUUAAUUCUGAAACUGAUAAUUUUAUGCCUCAGCUUACUUAAUUCAUGGCUUAAUUAGUUCAAAUUUCUCAAGUACUAAUGUAUAUGAUCUACUGAAGCUGUUCUGGAGUCACAAAGUUUCACUUGUCAUUUUAGCUUUCUUGUCCUUUCAGUAUUUUAUCUGUUGCUCUGAUUGGGAAGAGCAGUGAAAUAUGCAAGAAUUGCCUUAGCAGACUCACCAAGCCAAACACCAACCAUUCUCUGUGUGGCCUGACAGUGCUCAACACCCCCUGUUUUUGCAGUCUCAGGUAGGCAGCAAAAACAAGUUUAUUGAGCAGCUUACAGAGCAUGGUUAGUGAAUUGAGUUUGGCUUUAUGUGUUGUAUUAUGCAGGCCCACAUACCUGCAAACUAGCAGUUGUACUGAUUUAAGGACAUGUUUACAAAUGACACUAUCCUUUAUUUUUGUUUGGCCUUGGUAAAAGGGCCAUUCCAUGCUGAACGCCAAACUACAAAUGUGUCUCUGUGUCUUGCCUGGUAUUGAAAUGUGCACCUGACCUUUCUCAUUGCACCAUUAUCCUGCCAGUCUGUAAGAACUGACCCUCAGUUACUCGUUGAGUCUAAUUUAACAGCUUUCUAAGAACUAAUAUGACUCCUGAAAUUGUCUCUGACUUGUAGUGCUUGUGCUCUGACUUGAGAAGACAAAUUAGUAAUAUAAAUUUUUCUAUUGGUUGCACUUUAUGAACAUUAAACUGCCCCUAAGCAGUGACAUAUUCUUUAAAGAGGUGUGUAAGCUAAAAUUUGCAUCCAGUUUCAGCAUAUAACUUGCAAACCUUCAGCGUAUGAUUUCUGAGAUGCUGAAUUCUAAGCUGCUGCCUAUUCCUUAUUUCCUUGAACCAGAAGCAAAUUCCUUCUCAAGGGUUUAUUCUGUCUUUCAGCCUCCUGAAAAGGAAGGUGGCUUGCCCCGCCAUGUUGGUAACAAAACUGAAUGUGCCUUGCUGGGACUGCUGCUGGAUUUGAAACGAGACUACCAGGAUGUUAGAAACGAAAUACCAGAAGAGGCACUUUACAAAGUCUACACCUUCAACUCUGUUAGAAAGUCCAUGAGUACUGUGUUAAAGAACUCUGAUGGCAGUUUCCGGAUAUUCAGCAAGGGUGCCUCGGAGAUAGUACUUAAAAAGCAAGUUAACUUUUUGUGGUCUCUUAUCAUGUAACGGUGUGAUGAAAUGCCUGAAAUGGUACCUUCUGUUCCUUGGCUUUUCAGCACUGUAUUUCUUCAUUGUCCAAGUCGGGAGUUCUUAGAACUAGCUAAUUUAGAAACCUUUCCUAUAAGAUGUUGGUAUAGAGCUUGCAACACAGCUGAAUGCUUCAUUGACCCAAACUUAAGCUAGUUACUUUCCAAGUCUUUGGUGAAUACAAAGUUGCAUUUUACUUUCAUUAGUCAUGUGAUGCAAUUACUACUUUUUGCUAGAGAUUAGAUAUAUAAUCUUGUUGCUUAAUCAUAGAAACAGUGAAGUAUUUCCUGCUCGUCUUCCCUUUAAGAUGAUAGUUUUCAUUAUCUGCCUACUGAAUGAAAUGCAUUCUUUUCUUACUUUUUAAUUGCAAAGUUUGGUGGUCAGUGAGGGCAAACUUGUUCACAUGGACUGGGUGAAAAGGGAGCUAGAAACAGUCAUUUUGCUUUUGCAGUUCAGGCUAUUGUGUACUUUAUCUUACAGGUCACACUGAACUGAUUGCGGAAGAUAAGGGGGGGUCUGUAGGAAAACAUGACAAUUCAGUUCGUGAACAGUUCCCUCUUUUGUGAAGACUUGUAGAGUUGGCUUGUAGCCUUGACAUUCUUGUGAAUAUAUGAAUAUGCAUUUUAUGAUCUGCUAAGCACUUACCCUAUAUAUAAAAUAUGACAAUGCCAGGACUACAGCACCUCUUACUGGAACGGAUCUUGCUACUCUUCUGAGCCUUGUCCUAAUGUUUUUAACAUCUGAGUGAAAACCUUUCCCAUUUUGGGUGCAUUUGACUUACCUUUGUUACUGCUGGGCUGUGAGAUGCUGGCAAAGGGGAGCAGGAUAAACUCCUGGGAGAUACUCCUAGAACAUGGUAGGAAUGCCGUACUGUGAAUCCCUCCCCCUCCCCCACUUUUGUGCCUUCGCUAGCCUUUACCUUCCCUAUCGCCACCACCAAGCAUUGGCAUAAAAAUGUUCACAUACUGGGAGGUGGGAUGACAAGGCAACCAAGUUCUUCAUGAAAUCUGUGCUGGGAUGCAUGUGUAUCUAGCUGCUGCAAGUUUUAGGAAUAUUUAAUGUUAGCCCCAGAAAGUACCGUAUUUUUCGCUCUAUAACACGCACCUGACCAUAACACGCACAUAGUUUUUAGAGGAGGAAAACAAGAAACAAAUAUUCUAAACGAAACAGUGUAUUUAUGAUUUUUGUGGUUCAUGCUGUGGCCACAGACAUGAUCUGACGGUGAGUUUGGGGUAGCCCAAUGCAAAAAUCCUGAGGAUCCAUGUGGAUCCAUGCUUUGUAACCACGUUUUUGCGCCAUUGCAGCCCCAUGAAACAGUGGGUGCGUGUGUGUUUUUUGGUGCAGGCUGUAGCCAUGGAUAUGCUAUGUGAUCUGAUGGUGAACUUGGGGUGACCCAGUGCAAAAAUCCUGAGGAUCCAUGUGGAUCCGUGCUUUGUAACCAUGUUUUAAGUGGGGAGGGAAGGAAAAGCAUUCAAGGGACAAGGAGCACGCGUGGGGUGUGUGGAGAAGGAUGCUGCUAAUAAUGCAGAAGAGGGGUUUAAGGGGAGAAGGAACACGCGUGGGGUGUGUGGAGAGGGAUGCGGCUAAUAAUGCAGGCGAGGGGUUUAAGGGGAGAAGGAACACGCGUGGGGUGUGUGGAGAAGGAUGCGGCUAAUAAUGCAGGCGAGGGGUUUAAGGGGAGAAGGAACUCGCGUGGGGUGUGUGGAGAAGGAUGCGGCUAAUAAUGCAGGCGAGGGGUCUAAGGGGAGAAGGAACACACAUGGGGUGUGUGGAGAAGGAUGCUGCUAAUGAUGCAGGAGAGGGGUUUAAGGGGAGAAGGAGCUCGCGUGGGGUGUGUGGAAAAGGAGCUUUUCGGCGAGCUGAGCGGGGAGGGGGGAGGGAAAGAGCACUGUUGCUUUAAAGGAGCCAACCGGACAGCAGCCACUUACAGCAGUGUAAACAGCUCCUUUCCUCUCCCGCUUUGCUCCUUCUCUCCCUCUUUGCUGCUUUACGCAGCUAAUGGCAAAUCCCCUGCAACCCAAGUCCUGCUCAGCGGAUCAGCUGAGACGCUGGGAGAAUCGUAAUUUUCCCCUCUCCCUCAUCCCGUGCCCUCCUGUCCCCAGCAGCCUUUUAAAAAACUUUUUUACUGGUUUUCACUGCGCUCGUGGCUCAGAGGACUCCUGUGCCCUGCCGUCCCUCUGCAGCCUCGUUGCUCCGUUUAGAGAGCGCACGGACCUUUGCUAGCUGAGGCUGCAGCAGCUAUUGCUGGCUAUGCGGCGCUUUUUCCGGCUCGCUAUGGCUCCCGUCUGUCCCUUCUCCCGUGUAAGCGGCUGCUGCCCUCUUUGCUGCCAUGGCUCUCCUUCCCUCCCUCCUCCCCAGCUCCUCCCCCUCCUCCUGGCUGUAAAGCAAGCAAAGCUAGAGCGGGACAGAAGCCCUACAAGCAGCUCCCGCUUUGCUUGACUGACGGUAGCCAUGAGUGCAUUCGCUCCGUAACACGCACAGGCAUUUUUCCUUACUUUCUAGGAGCAAAAAAGUGCGUGUUUUGGAGCGAAAAUUACGGUACCUGCGAUGCAGAUGACCUUUUUUAUUGAGUGUUCUGAAUCUUGAAAAUUGUUUCUAUUUUGUUUUCAGGUGCUUCAAGAUACUGAGCGCGAAUGGUGAACCCAAAGUGUUCAGGCCAAGGGACCGUGAUGAUAUUGUAAAAACUGUGAUUGAGCCUAUGGCCUCAGAGGGACUCAGAACCAUAUGUCUGGCAUUCAGAGACUUCCCAGCUGGAGAACCUGAGCCAGAAUGGGACAAUGAAAAUGACAUUGUCACUGGGCUUACAUGUAUUGCUAUUGUAGGCAUUGAAGACCCUGUGAGGCCUGAGGUAGGCGGAAACUCUUCAUUAAAGUGUGUUUUAGAACAUUAUUUGCUAAAGUAAUAACUUAAUGUUCUGCCAGUGUUUGGAAACAAUGCCAUACUUUACUUCGAAAACAGGUGUAAGCAUGUCAAGGCAUUAAAAUAAUUCCCGAGACCUAACAUAACCAAAUAAAGAUAAAUUCACAUCUUCAUUUUGAUUGGCUUGAGUUCGAUCUUCAAGUCCCUUUUGUGAGUGAAAAGUAACUGCUGCAGAUGGUGUCAUUUUUAGGGAAACAUAUCACAUCCUGAAUUUGUGUGAGGUGAGGUAGAUCCCGCCUCUUUAAGAACAUGUCUUUAUCCAUGCUCCAAUGCAUUAGGUGGUGAUGGUGGAAAUCAGCUACUUUUUUAAAAAAAACCCUAAUUAAAUACCCCAAAUGAGAAAAAUAUUCAGUAUAAACAGCAUGUGCUUUUAAUCUAAAAGUUACUAGACAUUUGCAGAAUGUUUUUUCCUGCCCUGCUGAUCAAGCUUAAGUCGUAGUUCUCUUAGCUAGCAAGUGAACCCUCAUAAGUAGUCUGCUGUGUUACAGGGUUUGAUAACAAAACUUGUGUCAAAUGUCUGAGAAUUAGGCUUUGUCUCAAAAUAGCAAGAAAAAUUUUAUACAUUAGUUAAACAGGAGACUUCAGUCCCAGUCUCUCUCUCAGCCUUAAAACCUUUCAAAGAUGGGACACCCAAAUGUUUUUAGUAGUAAGUGCAUUUAAUAAGUUAACUGUAAGCUAUAGGAGCUUAAGUGUUACAGGUGCCCAGUUGUUGCCAUUAACACCCAAAUAUACAUGAUUAUAUUUGGAAUAUAUGCCGAAUAACAUGAUGAUACAAAAUUAUCUAUGGAACUGUGUUACGCCAUAUUAUUUCAACUGAAGGACAAUUUGAGAUUAAGUAAGCAGGAGAUUGGAGGGCAGAGAGUUGUGGAUAAAUAAUGUUUCAAGCAUGUCCAUGUAGCAAAGCUUCUUCAUAAACUAUUCUUUUUUCAAAAUAAAAAUUAGGUACCAGAUGCAAUAAAAAAAUGCCAGCGUGCUGGUAUAACUGUGCGUAUGGUUACUGGUGAUAAUAUCAACACUGCCCGUGCUAUUGCUUUAAAAUGUGGCAUUUUGCAUCCUGGUGAAGAUUUCUUAUGCCUAGAAGGCAAAGAAUUCAACCGACGAAUACGUAAUGAAAAAGGAGAGGUAGGUUUGGUUAAUAUUAUUCCCUUGAAUUUUGGUUUUUGAAAGUUUGCUUAGUUAUAAAGCUAAUCUAAAUUAUCUUUGCAGAUAGAACAAGAGAGAAUAGACAAAAUUUGGCCCAAGCUUCGUGUGCUUGCAAGGUCGUCCCCCACUGACAAACACACACUGGUAAAAGGUAAAUAAGCAUUCUCAAAUAGAAGGGUGGACUAUAACUGAUUGCUUUCCUUUGGAGCGGGGAGAAUAAACUUUUUAUUUUAGCCCAUGAUACUUGUAUUGAUCAUAUCAAUCCUGUAUCUAGGGCUGUCAAGGUCAUCCUUCAAAUCUGUAACCCUGCUCUGCAGGCAUUGAAGGGCAAAAAUUUAAAGAGGUGUUAACCAAAGUAUUUUAGAAAAGACUUGUUAAACCAUUUAAUCAAGGACAUCUAUUCACUGACUGGAUAAAGGUCUUUAGGAUCAGGAGGCCAUAUCUCUUCUUAAUACGGUUAAUAUUAGGUCAAGGCCAAACAGCAGCUCAUGAUUUGUAUUUUGAUGGCAAUUCAUAUAUCUGUACUUCCAUUUUAGGUAUAAUAGACAGCACAGUUUCAGAACAGAGGCAAGUUGUAGCGGUGACUGGUGAUGGUACCAACGAUGGUCCAGCAUUGAAAAAAGCAGAUGUUGGCUUUGCCAUGGUAAGUUUAAACUUCUGUCUACUGAUUUUGAUAAGUGCUCCUUUGCUGAGCUGUACUGCCAGUUUUCAUUGUGAUGAACAUUUGGAUUUAUACCAAAGAUUGAAUACAUCUAACUUACACUCAGCAGUGGCAAGAGCAAAACUGAUUGCAACUCCCUUGGCUUUCUGUUAACCCUAUUCUGAAAUAACCUUGAAGAGGGAAACUGCAUAAACUUACAAUGUCCAUAUACAGGAUUACACAUGUAUGAAAAGUGAAACAGGACUGCAGUUGGGUUCCCAUCUGUUCACUGUGUCAAUUGGGAUAGAAGCACAACUUGAUUUUUCAGUAUAUUAUGUUGCAGCUUUCUUGGUGAAGGGUGGGAUGUGGAGUAACUUGUGUCUCUGAAUCUAAAAUCAAAAGUAGGAACCUGAAGCUAUUAAUGUGGAGAUGGCACAAUAAACUUAUGUUUUGAUAAUACCAGCUAAAAUAGCUGGGAUUCUUAAUUUGUGUAAAGACAUAUAAAGCCAUCAUUGAGCAUUCCGGGGGACUGUUCUGAACGGAUAGUGGGGGAAGAAGUGGAAAACGGAAUGUGAAGAAAACCUCAGAGAGAAAUUUUACUGUCGCUGCUUGAGGUCAGAUUGUAUGAAACUCACUUUUGGCCAUUUUAAUCUGAAGCGUGCUGGGUCAUGAGAAGUUAAUGUGGUUCAUGCUAAGCUGAUACUACAUUUGAGCAUUUAUUGCUGAGAUCAGGUUUCUUCUGUUCCUUUUCCUUGUCAUAGUGGAAUUGUGCCACUGCAACUAAGAUGAGUGUAGACUAGCUUAUCUCUUUAGAAUUUGGUGUCACUUACAUGACGCUGAACCAUGAAUGCUUCUAUGUGUGUGGUUUUUUUCUUUUGAGUCUGGUUCAUUGAUCAUUCCAAGAAGUAGAAAUGAAUUAGUCUUGUUGCUCUUGUGGCAGGUGAAGCUUUAGAUUCCCUCCAUACCACUCACAUAUGUAGUAGCAUUUUAAGGUUACCCUUCCUUUUUUAGUUGAAGUAGCUGUGUUGCUGCAUAAGUAACAUUCUUUAUACUGCCAACAGUUUUUAACACUAGCAGCUUUUCUGAUUUUGUGGAUCAUAAUCAUUUGACACAAGUAGCUGACUACUUUCCUUGUUGGAAUGAUACGUAAGGGACCAUGCCUAGAUUCCAAAACCUAUUGCUUUCCUCAGCUAGAACUUGUGGAAUUUGCUUAAUGUGAAUGGAACAUUCAGGAGCUGUGCUACUGUGCCCCCUAGUGGCUUUGGAGGCUAACAAAAGAGGCUUUAGAGCGUCAGGCUAUUUUCAUCUAAGCAAAAAAUGUCCAAAAUAAAGGGCAAAUGAAGCCAAAAUGUGCCAUUUCAGAUACUUACAUUGUGGGUUUAUUGUACUGGAAUAGCUUUAACUAGCUUAUGUGCCAUUUUUCAUCAGUAAUCAUCCCUAAUGGGAACAGAUGAAAUUCACUUUCAAGAUUUGUAGAGUCUAUGCAUUGCAAUUCUGUAGUGAGUACAUUAGACUAAGACUCAUUGAAAUCAGACUUUCUUCCGCAUGUGCAAAGGAAUGGAUUGCAUGUUUUAUUAAGUCAGUUAAUAUUAGUGCCAACAACUCUCUAUCUCCAGAUAGAAACCCGAACUAAUAAUUGUUGCAAUUGAUUUUUAUAUACAAAUGCUGACAGUGUCUAGCCUAAACAAUUGGAUAUGACACAAUAGUUAUUCUUCUUACCAUUUGAUAUUACUUAAACUCGCUAUCAAGAUAGUGCAUCAUAAUAACAGCUUUUGUAAUGAAAUAUAUGUUAAAAGCAAAGGAUGAGACCACUGGAAGAUGGUAAUUUUUGGACCAGUGUUUUCAGGACUUGUGCGUGCACUUUUUAACUGCAAUGUGUAUAGCUGGAAUGUUGUUCAUUAUGUUGUGACUUUUUUGGGAUUUUUCUUUCAGGGUAUCGCUGGAACUGAUGUAGCUAAAGAAGCUUCCGAUAUUAUUCUCACAGAUGACAACUUCACAAGCAUUGUUAAAGCAGUUAUGUGGGGCCGAAAUGUGUAUGACAGUAUCUCCAAAUUCCUUCAGUUCCAGCUUACUGUCAAUGUAGUUGCAGUAAUUGUUGCUUUCACAGGAGCAUGUAUUACACAAGUAGGUAUUAUGUGUUCAUUUUCAACUAGUGAAAAUGCACACUUUGUAUAAACUGAUGAUACUAGCUUUUUAGAGUGAAUUUACUAGAUGUAUUUUUAAAAGCACAGUACCAAACCUCAAUGGAGAAAACAUUUAACUGCUGCAUGGCUUGUUGGUUUCUAGGAUAUUUGUGUUUAUGUAUUAGGAAAUGUAUCGUUUUUGUAGGAUUCUCCACUUAAAGCUGUUCAGAUGUUAUGGGUAAAUCUCAUAAUGGACACACUGGCUUCGCUUGCCUUGGCAACGGAACCACCCACAGAAGCUCUCUUGCUGAGGAAGCCUUACGGUAGAAAUAAACCUCUCAUCUCGCGAACGAUGAUGAAGAAUAUUCUGGGCCAUGCUUGCUAUCAGCUUGUGGUUGUCUUUACACUCCUGUUUGCUGGUAAGAAUUCUAGAUUCCUAAGCUUUAACUUUUUAGAAGCUAAGUGUUUUCUAUUGACUGCUUCUCAAAUAGCUAUUUUAGUUUUUGAAUGAACUCUUCAGUAUUUGAUGUUUACAUGGUAAUGCCUUACAUGAACAUCUAAAUCAGCACGAGAUACUGAGAGUGUUAAUCUCCCCUUCACAGGUGAAAAAAUAUUUGACAUUGAUAGUGGACGGAAUGCACCUCUUCACGCACCUCCUUCAGAGCACUAUACUAUUGUGUUUAAUACAUUUGUUAUGAUGCAGCUUUUUAAUGAAAUAAAUGCCCGAAAAAUCCACGGUGAAAGGAAUGUAUUUGAAGGAAUUUUCAAUAAUGCUAUAUUCUGUACCAUAGUUCUGGGCACAUUUAUUGUACAGGUGGGUUGGUUACUGAACUUACUUGAUACAGAAUUUUUUACUUUUUGUUGCCAAAGUUUUUCUCUCUAUAUAUAUAUACCGGUAUAUAUGUAUAUGUAUAUGUAUAUGUUAGGAUACAGCAUCCUUAGCAGGUCUAACAUAGUAUGUAAUUCAGCUGACAUCUUUAGAAAUGCUUUAAAUUUGGAGAUAAAAUACAGGUGACAGUUAAGGUCCAUAUCUCUGCCCAUUAUUCUGAUGAAUUCAUAGAUCCAACACGAUCAGUUAAGACAAUUUUGUUUGGAAAUCUGAUCUUUUCAUAUGUGACUUAAAUCCAGCUUCUAAUUUCACAAUUAAAUGGGCAUUGUAUUUGCAUGUUAGAUAAGAUUGAACUUUUGACUCUGAUCCUGUCCGCUGUCAACUAAAGCUAAGUGUAUCCAUCUAAGAAUGUGGCAGAAUUAGUAAUUAGUGUUUUGGAUGCCUGCACUGGAGUGUUAAAUAUGUUUGUAUGGUUCCAAAAAAAUGAAUGACUUCUCCCAGAACUGCCCUGGUAACUGCCCCUUAAAAUGCAAAUAAUGCACAUUCAUGGUUUGUAUUGAUUUUUUUACUUCAUUGCAUUUUUCCUCCACCCAUCUUCCCAAAGGAAACCUAGGGCAAUGCACAUACAAUCCAACAUAAUAAAAUAAAAUAUUAAAGUACCAAUAUAAAACUAUAAUUAAACAAUAACAUUCCAGGUAGCAGAGAUAAAAAUAUCACCCCAUCACAGUUUCCCAGGGGCUUCACAAAUCGUGACCUAGCUGUCUACCAAAAGAUGCGCGUGGUGGCGACAAACAGUAGACCAGAUGCAUUGGCAGAAGCAAGCUUCUGGGGGGCUCUAAAAAUCCAACAGAAAAAUAGCUCAGAAUUUUAUUUUCGGAAUAGAUGGGUCAAAUAAUUUGGUGCAACAUAGCCAGCACCGACUUUUAAAAAUAAAGUAGUGAUAAUAUUUGUGAUUUUUCUUAACAGAUCGUCAUUGUGCAGUUUGGAGGGAAACCUUUCAGUUGUUCAGAGCUUACAGUAGAACAGUGGCUCUGGUCAAUUUUUCUAGGAAUGGGCACACUUCUCUGGGGCCAGGUAAGAAGCAACAGCUUUUUUGUACAGUUCACUUGCUGGAAUUAUCAGUUCUUCUGUUUGGAAAAAUAUGUGUGUGUGCAUCCUACACUCCUCCUAUAGCAAGUGUGGUUUUCCCACCUGUAAGCAACUUGCUCCAUUACUCCCACUUUGAAGUUUUGUAGGGAACUUAGGGAAAGGAAGAAUUUGCUAGCAGUGUCACUCACCUGAUGGUAAGACUUCUCUCCGUGGAAUGGGGAGCAAGUUUUUGGCAAUUCUGUCUUCCUCCCUGCAGCUCCCAUGACUCCCUAAACCUGCUGCAAAGGGCUGGGGUAACCCUCUGGAGCAUAUUUAGGAAGGACACAGUGGGGUGCAAGUGGGGGAAAUCACUAAAAAUUGCUUCUGUCUCCAUUCACCUGAUGCAAGCCAUGCUGUCAACUGAGUGGCACAGUUAAAUGCAACCAGCAAUCUCUCUUCCUGCUGCUGUGAGUUGUCGGUUACUGCCUUGGUUGCAUCUAUUGCUGCUGUGCUUUCUACCUACUGUUUGCCAUAGCCUCCUUUAUCUCCCUGCACCCCAGUUAGUCACUGUAUGUUCUGCUUUGUUAGAAAAGAAGGUUUCAAGUAAAUGUUGUGGUCGGUGGGUGGGAAAUCUCAGUUGUUUAUCUGGAAUUCCCAGAAUUCCUCAGCACAGCUUGUGUUAUAAUUAGCUUUGACAAGCCUGUUAACUUCUUUCUCAUGAUUGUAGUUGAUAUCAACAAUUCCAACCAGCCACUUGAAAUUCCUUAAAGAAGCUGGUCAUGGAACCCAGAAGGAAGAGAUUCCAGAAGAAGAGUUGGCAGAAGAUGUAGAGGAGAUUGAUCAUGCUGAAAGAGAACUGCGGCGUGGUCAGAUAUUGUGGUUUAGGGGCCUAAACAGGAUACAAACUCAGGUAUGGUCUUGGAACAGGUAGGAGAUGGUUAGGGAUGAGGGGGUUAUAAAUCUUCCCGUUGUUCUUGGCAUUGGUUGGGGGGUAGCUAUAAACGGUGUGACUGAACUCUUUGCUAUGUGGUCAAAUGGUUGGCUCCUUAAUCCCUCAAAUUCCUUCUUUACUUCAUCUCUAAAUGCGCCUCUUGCUUCUUUACCUGCUCUAUAAAAGUGCCUUUUUUUUCUUUACUUUUUUAUAUGUUUUAUAGAUGGGAUGCUCCUUUCUCUUGUUCUCUCUCUCUCUUGCUGAGCAAGCUGUCACAAUCUCUGAUUCCUUGCAGAUGGAUGUAGUGAAUGCUUUCCAGAGUGGAACUUCUAUUCAGGGGGCUCUAAGGCGGCAACCUUCCAUCGCCAGCCAGCAUCAUGAUGUAACAAAUAUUUCUACCCCUACACAUGUAGUGUUUUCCUCUACUACUACUUCUACUACUACUACUGCUUCUACUACUGUGGGGUGUGAGUGCGUGUUCCUAAGUGCAUGAAAUUAACAUUUCCUAAUUCACACACCUAACGUUUCAUUCUCUUCUUCAGUCCUUAAAUUCAUCGUUAAGACUUUUCAUACUUUUUCUCACAAAAUGGAGUCCUCGAAACUCUUUUUUUUUUCGUAGAGGGCUACAACACAGGUGGAACAGUUGCAACUAUUGAUUUACAAUGAAAGCUGUGAGCCUGCACAUAUUGUGCCUUGAUUCUUGCAGAGGGGAGUUUAAAAAAUAUUCAGGAAACCGUUAUAAAUAUUUGAGUAUAUGCCUUCAAGAAUGACUGUUUGCAGGAAGAUAUACAAUACAGUUCAUUUAAAUGUUUAAAGCUGGCAAAUGUAAGUAGCUGGCUUUCACAUCCUUGCUAAAGGGAAGUACAAAACAUGUUGGGCAUAACUCAUGCAUAAAAUAUUGAGGGUUUGUAUUAAUAAUAAUUAUUAAUAUUAUUUAUACACCGCCCAUCUGGCUAGGUUUCCCCAGCCACUCUGGGCGGCUUACAGCACAUAAAAAAUUGUAAAACAUUAGACAUUAAAAAUUUCCUGAAAUAGGAUUGCCUUCAGAUAUCAUCUAAAAGUCAGAUAGUUGUUUAUUUCUUUGACAUCUGAUGGGAGGGCGUUCCACAGGGUGGGUGCCACUACCAAGAAGGCCCUCUGCCUGGUUCCCUGUAACCUUACUUCUCUCAGUGAGGGAACCACCAAAAGGCCCUCGGAGCUGGACCUCAGUGUCCAGGUUGAACGAUGGGGGUGGAGACACUCCUUCAGAUAUACUGGGCCGAGGCCAUUUAGGGCCUUAAAGGUCCACACCAACACUUUGUAUUGUGCUUGGAAAUGCACUGGGAGCCAAUGUAGGUCUCUCAGGACAGGUGUUAUAUGGUCUCAGUGGCCGCUCCCAGACCAGUCUAGCUGCCACAUUCUUUCUUUUACAUGGGGUUUCCUUCAAAGUUGCAGGAGUUCAGUUACUUACUGAGACUUGAAACCAAAUAUUUUCAUUAAUUCAAAGUAGUUGUUUCAAGUCAGUUACUUAUAUCAGGUAAUUUGAUGCAUUUUGCCCCCUAGGUUAUCUUGGCAACUAUAUGUAAACCUCAGUUUGGUUAUUUCUUCAGCUUUCUUCUUCUUGUGCCUUUUUCACUCACAAUAUUGCCACUGUAUGUGCUAACUGCCCUCUAAAAUUAGUAAUACUUUUAAGAUGGAAAGGACGUAACUUAGAACUUUAAAUACUUGGGUUAAAAUACCUCAAGCCUGGUAUAUACCUGGAAAAGUGGAUGCCCCCCCCCCCAAUAAUGAAAGUGCCUGGUGGGUUUUUUGUUUUCAAAAUAACAAAGGUGCCUAAUUACAUUGACAUUGACCUGAGAAAUCUUUCUUAGAAAUACUGCUUCUCAUGAAGUAUUUGAGUGGCAUGAAAGAGGGAUGAUACCCAUAGAAAUGGAAAGGCCCCACAGGCUUGUUUGCAAACUCUUGUAGUAAGAGGAAGUUUUCUUUGUCUGCAGCUAAUGUCUUGAUGUUGUGAGAUUUGUAUGUUUUUGGAUCCCGGUCCAAGAGUUUUAUGUGCUUGAAUUUCAGUAUGUUUCAAACAUCAAACUUAAAGAAAUUACAUGAAAUAUUUGACUAACAUCAGAUAUUUCAAAAAUAGAAAUGGUAUUUCCAAUAGUGUCCAUAAUACUGAAAGUGUAGGGGUGAGCAAUUAUUUCUGUUGCUUUCUAUUGAUAGUUUGGUGACGAUCUCCUUUCUGUGAAUGGGGUGCCUUGUCUUUCCCAGUAGACCAGUCUAAAUCAGUUUGGUGGUCUUUUGGCCUCCACAUGCUGCUUAGCCCUAUAUGAAUACUGAUACAGAAGUCCAGAGUUUCCAUGUGUACAUGCAAACUCACAUGUACACAACAUGCUUGCUGCUGUUCGUGUAUUGAAAGGUAACACCUCUUUCCAAUAUAGAUCUUUUAAAAUGGUCUGCAGUUGACUUCUGCCUAGUAGUUUUGAUGCAUUAGCUCAAGAAUUUUUUUCCCUUGGACUUACUUUUCUUCUGAUAGCAAAGGAAACCUUGUCGUGUUGGAAAUGCAGAAUUUUAGUGCAACAUAGAGGGUGGGCCGACUGGGGUAUGAGAUUCUUCUAUGAACAGGCAUAUCACAAGAUUAGAAUAUAAACAUUGAGGAGGAAACUUGCACAAGUCCCUUCCCUGAAACAAACUGAUAAUGUGAAUACAUCAUGUAAACAUUCUUUUCGCAUAAGUUGUCUGACACAUUUUGACCUAGCAUUUGGUUAGCUAAGGAGGUGAUGGUUCAAAAAUCUAUAAUCCUACUAAAAAAUUGUUAUGGAUUUUAAAAAUUGCUCAUGUUUAAAAUAGAAUCUUGCCCCUUGGUUCUAUAUGUAUUCUGACUAAAGAAUGUGUGUUCUGGCAUUCCAUUUGUAAUGAGGAUGUUUUCAUAAAUGUCAAAGUUACGUGCAGUACAAGUGAAAACACCAGUCAUUUUAUAACACAGAUUCUCAGUUUUGCAAAGGUACUAUUUGGAAUAGGAUCAGAUGGUUUAUUUUCAUAGCAGAAAAGUUAUAAUAUGAAAUGUCAUAAUGGGAUUACGAUUUAGAAGAUAGCAUUACAUUCAUACCUGUUCACAGUAUUAAACUUCAUUUGACAAACUGAGAUGUACAAAUUCUUUUCGCUGUAGCCUUUUCACUGUAAAACAAAAUGAGCUGCAACAAAUAUUGGAGGUCUUUUAUUACUGCCCUUUUCAGUUGUUUGGAAGACAAUUACACUAUAGAGUUUACGAAGGUUAAAAUCUGUAUUCAUAAAUCAUGGACCAGCUGUUUCAUAUGUUCUGGUGUCGUUUGAAUGUGACUGUGAUGCUUGUGUGUAUAUAAUAUGGUUGAAAUACAUGCCUCUUACAGAUAGUAUUUUAUAGUAUUUAUAUUUGUAUUUCUUCUUGAUUCUGCAAACUGUGAUACAAAUGACUAUGCAAGUGUUCUGUGUGGUAUAUACUCAAAUAUUUACAUUUGUAAAGGUUUUUUUUUUCCUUUCUUGAUAUUAGAAGGAAUGUCAGCAAUUUUGACACUGCUUACUAUUGACUUAUUCAUACUUGGACACUCCAUAAAUCCAGGAGACACCAUAAUUCCCAGCAUGAUUGAAAAGUAACUUCCAAAAUUCCUGCCAUCUUUAUGGUUUCAGAAGUCUAAUGUUUUACUCAUUUAAAUUGGAGUAGAUUUUUCAGAUUGGCUUAAUAUAUAUAUAUUUUAAUCGCUUAGCCCAUGUUUAAUUUAUAAGUGCAGCACCAGUUCAGCUUUGUAGGGUUUUGCAUUUUUUACAGGGCACUUGACAUUUUUAUUCCUACUGAAGCCUGGCAGUGCUCUCCUGAAAUGCUCUUCCAUUUUUAUUUUUAUUUUCACAGUCUAUUGCAAGUUCCACUGCAUUACAUACAAAUUCAGUUCACUCAUGUCUAGCUGUCUGUGGAUUCAAACCCAUAAAAACCGUAUUCCCUUUAGAACAAUCAGCUGUAUACUGACAUUUACGCUUUUCAUCCUUGCAGAUCCGAGUGGUGAAUGCAUUUCGUAGUUCCUUAUAUGAAGGAUUAGAAAAACCUGAGACACGAAGUUCGAUCCACAAUUUUAUGACGCAUCCGGAGUUUAGCAUAGAAGAUUCUGAGACUCAUAUUCCCCUUAUUGAUGAUACCGAUGCUGAAGAUGAUGCUCCAACGAAACGAAACUCCACUCCUCUUCCACCCUCUCCCAACAAAAAUAACAAUGCGGUUGACAGUGGAAUUCAUCUUACAACAGACUUGAACAAGUCUGCUACCUCUUCAUCCCCAGGGAGCCCACUACAUAGUUUGGAAACAUCACUCUGAUUGUAAGCCGAAUGUUAAUACAUUAGCUGCAUUGUAAAGAAACAAAUUGAAACUGGGUCUUCUCACUCACUGAGAUGGGCAAGAUGGUAUUCUUGUCUUGGACUUCAACAAGAAGAUAUACUUGUACGAAUGUAGAUUUAUUUUUUUAAAAAAAGCUUUCUGCCAGACUUGAGGGUGCUUUUUUGGGGGUGGGAGUAAUAAUGAACUCUGACAGAUAAACAGUAACUUGGUUUAAGUGACCUGUGGAUCAUCAGCUGUACUUAAAAAUGGCCCUUAAGAAUGUCUUAGCGGAGCUUUCGUUUCUUGUUCCUUUUUGAGGAGAGGUCUGGAAAGGGCAAGGGAGCUCUGGAUCACUGAAUUGAUGAUGAUUUUUCAUUUCUGCUGUUGGCUGUUAAUAAUUUGGAUUAUUUAUGUUUAUAAAUGAUACAGAUCUGUUUACAAGGUUUGUAGAUACUUUUUUGUUCCUGUUCAUAGAUGGGAAGCUUCCUUAUAAAUGAUGCAGAAAAUAUUAGUCCAUCAAAUACUGCUGUAUUUUCAGGAAAGGGUGUUUCUAUUGAAACUGUACUAAAUUUUUGCCUGCAACUUACCUUGUUAAAUAUUGUAGAUAAAAUUGCUACUACUAAUAGCCAAAUAGGUAACACUAAUGCUUUGUAAAAACAAAAAACAGGAAAAAAAACCAUGAGCAGUGGUGUUCUGAUGAAGUUAUGGCCUCUGUCCUAAUUAGUUUCUUAAACAUUUACUACUUAAUGGUUUUGAAGCAACUGUAAAAAAUUUACAAAUUGAGAAACUUACUGAAUAACUUCUGUUCAGAAUUUAGUAGAGGAUUGUUUAAUGCAGGACAAUGUGAUGGAAGUUGCUUGAAAUACUUUUGUUAUCUCAGGCAAAAUGGAUUAAAUCAAAAUACAUCAGAACCUUAGUCCUUUUUGUUUUUGUCUAAACACAGUAGCUUAGUGCUGUCUUGGUGAACUGUGAGUGAAGCUGUUUAUUUUUUCUGAUCUUUAGUAUCUUUACAGCAUGAGGGCUGCUGGCAUUUGGAAAGUCAUGAGUAGGUAGCAUAAAUGUUUUCUUUUUGUUUUGAAAUUCAUUUGUAAAAAAAUUAAUAAAUCGGCCCUUUUGUUAAAAUAAAUAUGCGGCAAUGUUUUUUACAGGAUUCAGCAUCUUUACAAAUUGUUGUUUUUUUAAAUAGAUUUUGGUGGCUUCGUUGAGAAUGAAGUUAAUGAAAGUUUUUCAAAAAAAAUACACUGGGUGAUAUCCAACAGUGUCAGUCCGCUUUUGCAAGUGAGUCUUGCUUGUGCGAUAGGACUUGAAACUUCACCAUUCUCUCCUCCCCCUGCAUGCCCCCAGAAUCUGCCCCAUAGGAUUAGGGGUCCCAGUGGAGCAGCUUGAGGGGGCAUGGGAGGUGGCUACAAGGGAAGGGGAAGUCCUGUCCCAUGUUCACUGGUGCAGUGCUGAAUAUCACUCACUGUUCUCAUUGGUGCAACAGAUGAGAUUUGCGAAUCAGGCUGGAUAUGUUCUCAAGGCUUAAAGGUCUGAAUAUUGGCAGCAAAAUGUGUUCUCCUAUAAGGUUACCCAUGACUACUUAAAAAAGAAAACCAGAAUUCUUGGAAAUAAAGUCAGAUGGCAAGUAUUGACUAUCCUUAUAAAGCAGUUUUUUGGGGGCCCAAAAAUAGUACAGGUAGCAAGAAGCUGGAAAGCAUACACUUGAGUCUCUGAAAGCUGGGUUUUUCUAAAAGCAAUGUUUUGUAACAAUGUGUUCCUCCUUUUGGGAUUUCUUUUCUGCAUCUAAAGCAUUUUCUCCUCCUGCAAGUCUUGGAUACUUUUUUUUCUUUUGCCAGUGAAGCCAAACAAAGAGGAGAAGAAUAAAUAACUCAGAUAAGUAGUUUGAUGAAAGUACUGCUGAGUGGGAAAGUGAAACAGGACCCUUGACAGUAGCUCUUUGUGUGUUCUGAGUCAUGGCUGAAGGCGCCCAGGUUUCACUCUUCAAAGCGAUCUGUUUUUAAAUCCUUUUGUAAGAGCUGUGCCUUUCUCAUAAGGGAACCUGGCAUGCAUCAGCUCUGAUGGUAGGUGGUGUUUUGACCUAGUUGGAGGAGAGUAGUUCUGGGGAAGCUAACCUAACAAGGUAAAGAGAAGAGAACGCACCAUAUAUGUAGUGUGCAGAAUUAAACAACUCGAGAAUGAAAUGGCUACACUUAAGAGUGCUUGAGUUGACAUCAUACUGGGGAGGUAAUGCCUGCAUCAAAUGCAUAUUGUUUCAGUUUUUCAAUGAAAUGAUGUACAAAUGUUCAAGUAAAAUAUUUAGGAUUUUGGUAUCGAACCAACUCUCUUCAGUGAGCAUAUAUAGCCAUCCUUAAGGUUUUGCACAUUGUAUCCCACUGUCAACCACUCAUUCAAAUUUCAUGAAUGGUUUCUCCUAGUCCCUUCUGGAAAAUUCACCAUAUAGUCACACUACAUUUGUACUUUUAUGUAACAGCUAUUCCAGAGGUUCCUUCUUGUAAGUGAAGAGGAAAUACAGUUUGGGAAGGUGACAAUCUUGUAACCAGGAGGAGAGUGUUCCUGCAACAGAUAUAGAUAAGUGAAAUUUAACUGUCGAGAUUCAAUGUAAUAGUACUUGUUACAUUUUUACCUUGCUAUUUGAACACAAUCCUGGGGUUUUUUCUGUCUGAAUGGUAGUCAUGAUUGCACUCUACUGUCCAAAAAUCUACUGUGAAUUAUACAUUUCAGACCUUUUUUUGAGGAACUGUAGACUUUGUGUACAAAUUAUCCAUUUUGAUCCUGUUGACCAACAGUACAUUGAGUCUUAUAGCAAGUGUAAGUGUAAUCUGAAAUUGGGACUACUUGUUCAAUAACGUUACUACUGUGAAAGCAACAUACCAUAACAUGUUAGUUAUCAAACUAUCGUUGCCGCUUUUCAACUGCUGAGCCCCACAUUGCUUUCUCUGGUUGUAAGGCUUUUUUAGCUUGCUCAAUGUAACUUAAAUAAAUAAAUGUGCUGUUUAUCUGUCUCUGGAUGGGGACUGAAAUUUUUGAAAGUAUUUAUUUUAUUUGAAAUAUAUAACUUUAUUC